AUGGCGGUGCGGAAGAAGGACGGCGGCCCGAAUGUGAAAUACUAUGAGUCUUCCGACACCAUUUCCCAGUUCGAUAACGUGCGGCUGUGGCUGGGCAAGAACUACAAGAAGGUACCGGAGAGAAGGGCUCGAUGUCCUUAGCGAAUCUCUGGGCUCGGCGUAUCGGCUGCCAGCACGGGCGAGAACAAAGAGCAGGGCCCGAUGGGGGGGGGGCACAAACCUGGGGGGCACGGGGGACCCCAAAAUACCCCCCGGCCCUCCCUCACUGCCUGCCAUGCCCGCUGCAGAGAGCCGGCCACCCCGGUAGUGGGGGCUACCUGGCGGGCAAGGCCGGUGUCUGGGAAUGGGCAAGGCCUGCUACAGCCAGGGCUGGGGUUAUCGGUAAAUCCCAUCACCCCCAGCCACGCUGCAUGGCAGUAAUGGCAGGCCAGCCCUGGGAUCUCCGUCUAAACAAACCCCAUCAAUGGACAUGUCAGUGACCUCCCCUGACAGUGACCCCAGGAAUCCCAUUUACUGAGCUGGAAAUCCUAAAACAUCUGGAUUCCUGGUAAACCCUUUCUUUAUAUAAUCAAACCAGUACACCCAGUGAGAGCUGUCACCAUGCUCCAAAAUAAAUACCCCCACCCCUUUCCUCCCCCCUUCUUCUCAUGGCUCAGCUGUCCUGUCAAACACAGGUUAAUCCCCCCAGGCUAACCUGCCAUGUGUCAGCUGCCCCUAACCUGUCACUGAUUCUACUUGCCAAUGUGAUAUUAUUAUUAUUAUUAUUAUCAUCAUCAUUAUUAUUAUAAAGUAACAACAUUUUCUGCAGCUCUGUACAAUAGGUUUGCAAGACAUACAAAAAAAAAAAAGUUAAACACACUUUGGCUUGCAAGAACAGGAGGUAGUGAGCCCCCUGUGUAUUCAAAUUUAUAUAAACUCAUAGUAUUUAAACCCAUUUUGUAUGUAUGGUUCUGUGCUUUAUAUAUGUGUGUAUUUGUAUAUAUAUUUAUAAAAAAAAACCAGAGAAUAUUAUGUGUGUAAUUUAUUGGAAAAAAAAGAAGCAAAAAUUCAGUUAUCCCCUUAAGGACCAAACUUCUGGAAUAAAAGGGAAUCAUGACAUGUCACACAUGUCAUGUGUCCUUAAGGGGUUAAAGGACCACUAUAGGCACCCAGACCACUUCAGCUUAAGUUAAUCAGAAGAACAUCAACAUUUUAGGCGUUUUCUCUUGUAGAAAAAAAGUCCCUUUAUGGGCUGACACAUUGAUCUCUGUAUGACUGCUAUUUAACUGCAUUGCCAUUUUAAUCACUUGGUCUUCUUUUUUCAUACAACUUUUAGCCAAAAUGCAUUUAAAAGGAAGCCGUUUGGUUUUUUGUUUGUUUGUAUAUAUAGUGUGAAUAUACAAAAAAAAAAUACUUUCAGCUUUCAAAAAAAAUCACGUUGCAAGUGCUGUAGUUGGUAGAUUUAACGAGGAAGAAGCUCCACUACUAAUAAUGAACUAUUGCUGCCUUGUUGUUCUGCAUUUUUAUCUUACCCCGCAAACAACAAGGCAGCAAUAGUUCCUGGGCUAAGUAAUGCAGGCCCCAACUACACUUCCACUCAUCACAUAAUAUAAGGGGAGCUGCUUGAUAAGCUUAUAGCCAUACCACGACUGCUACUAGUGUAUACAGAGGUUUUCUUGUGUGUGAACUAGGCCUUAUGUAGCGAUGUCCCUAGUGCACAGCAAUUCGAUUACACCGAUCCAAAGGUGCUACAGUCCUCUUGACACCAUAACCUCUGCAGAUGUGCAUGGUUUUUAUAGUUCUUGGUGACCCUUUAAAGGGGUCCAAUGUAAAAAAACAAAAAACUAUUAUACACACACCAAUAAUUGUCAUAAUAUAAUUUUGAGGGGCACGCUAUAUUCAUGUGCCUUCUAUGUGUUGUAUGCCUUCUAUGCCUUUGGAGGGCACAUGGCGAAUUUGUCCAUGGAGCUGAUAUCGAUAAGAACCAGAUUUCUGUGGAUAUUCGUAUAUCCAUCACUAAAAAAAAGACGAGACCUACACCAAAUCAUCUCAGUGCGCGAGUGUUGCACAUUCUACAUCAGACACGUGGAUCUCAGUCACAAUGGGGAAUUGAAUGGACUGAAGGCAUGCUUUUUGUUUGUAUUAAAAAUCAGGCAUUCACGGCUCCCAUGGAGAACAUCAGCAGUGUGUAUCCGUGAUUGCUGUCUUUGAGAGGAGUAAGAUGGACUGUAGUGUUUACAUUUUUUUUUUUUUUUUUUAAUGGUAGAAGCGUGUGGUUGGUUGUAAGGCUCAAAUUUACCUUUGCCCUAGAGAGUGAGUCAUCUGAGGGCAUUCCUUCUUCUUUGUGUGAAUGUUUACCUUGCGCUCUCUAAAUCUAUUUUUCUAGGAAUAACUUUAUUACUACUCUAUACUCUAUUUAUACUCACCAGUUAAUAAAAAUAAUUCUGUUUUAGUUUUGCUGUUGUCUUGUUAAGCAGAUAAUUCCUUUUUUAUUUAGAUGUUUGUGGGAAAUGUAUUCUGCAGGAUCGUAUUAACCCCUUAAGGACCAAACCUCUGGAAUAAAAGGGAAUCAUGACAUGUCACACAUGUCGUGUCCUUAAGGGGUUAAAGCGGUUCUGUCUCUUUGAGCAUUUUAUGAUAUCUUUAUAAUGUACUCAUACUGUAUUUAUAAGUAGGGACUGCUUUUGUCUUACGGUCAAGCCUGAGGUUGACAAAAGGCAGAGCAUCACAGUCAGCUUUUCUCAAAUCCCAGCAGCUCUAGUAAGCGAUAUCUGUGAGAGUCAGGUUUUGUCUUACCCAUCGUCAGAUGUAAUCUAUGGAGGCUUUCACAGGAUCUUCCGUAGAAGUGAGUGUUGUACUUUUGCGCAUGCGCAAGAGUACAGGACUGACGCAAAUCCUGGCAGAUGAAUCUCAAGGAGCUGAAGAAAAUCUUCAGGAAGAAGAUGGUAAGUAGGACAACAUCCCACAGCGCCCUGCGGCCACUUCAACAUAAGAGAUGUCACAUAUGACAGGGCUCGAAAAGUGGGUAUUUUUUUGCUCGAUGAAGCAUGGAGACAGGCAGCGAAGGAGCAAAAAUCUUCCUGCAGUUCUUGCUCUGCUCCCUCGCAAAACCCUGCUGUGAUGCCGGGAGCCGGAAUAUGACGUGACUCCGGCUCCUGCAUCACUAAACCGAACAAAAGAGAGCAGAGCAAGUAGAGCUUGAAGAUUACAGAUGCCCCAGGGCAAUGAUCCACUUUAGAUCUCCCAAAGGUAGGGAAGCUCAGUGGACAUAAAUAAAAAUAAAAAUCAUUUGUGAGUGUGUGAUAAAGUGUGUCUCAGUAUCAGUCUCACUGUCAGUAAGCGUGUGUGUCUCUCUGUCAGUGAGUGCAUCUGUUUAGGUCACUGGUUCCCAUCAGUUUGCGUGGGAAAUGUUCUCACCUUUUUUUUCUCCCCUCACCAUGCCUAUCUCGCCAUAGCUGGCCAUGCCUCCAUGGCUGACAUCAUCAACUUUGAAGAUCUAUUCUCUGCCAAGCCAAUGCAUUCCCAUAAGAAAACAUUCGGAUGCUAUUGCUCAUGUGCGAGAAAAUACUGCACUGCGGCAAUCAGCAUCUCUUCAUAGAGAUCAAUGUGUCUCUAUGGGGAACACCUCCAUGCAGAGUGUGGCGAUGCUGAGCGUAGGAAUCACCUCUAGUAGUUGUCUGAGUGACUGUCACUACAGGUGUUACUAGGCAGCAAUAUAAACAUUGCCUUUUCUCUGAAAAGACAGUGUUUAUUGCAAAAGACCUGUAAGGACAGGCUAGCGACACCAGAGCCACUACAUUAAGCUAUAGUGGUUCUGGUGACUAUAGUGUCCCUUUAAGAAUUCUAUUUUUGUCAUUGAAAAUUAAACAUAACUUAGUUUAAAAAAAUAAAAUAAAAAAAACUUGAUCCCAACUUUUUUAGCUGGCUCCUAAAUUCCAAGCAGAUUUGUCAAGCUCUAACAUACACUAUGGAAAGACUCCGGAUAGUGACAGAAAUACUUUAAAAUUUCUACAUAAAAUGUGGCUGGACUGUGCUGCUGAAAUGAGGGCCUGGUUAUUGUGAUAAAUGUUUGCUCUACCCAGCCAAUACAUUGAGACACUUGUGAUGUAAAUACUGAGCAUGAUUCAUUCAAUUCAUUGCUCUCAUAUGUCAUAUAGCAUUAGCUAGCAGAAAGUUAUUUGGUGCUAUAAUUGUUAAUCUACUAUAUGUUCAUUAGUUCUGGAACUGGCAUUAUGACUUUGCAUACAUUCCCAUAUACAUUAAUUAUUACUCAACUACCACGUCUAUCAAAUGUCUUUAUGGGACUUGUGUCCUGAUAUAAUUGUUAGCAAUGUUUGCAUCAAAUUCUAUUCUUGUCUGAACGUUACCUAUGUAAAAUAUUUUUUUAUUGAGACUGCAAAUUACAACAUUACAUAAAAUCUGUGUAAAAAGUCAAUGUUGCUAAUCAAAAUAACAUUACUGUAGAAUCUAGAGUGAAAGAAAGCAGUUUUCAGAGUUAUAAAAGUCUGGUAGCUAUUACUUCCAGAAAAGCGCACCAUAACCACUACAGCUUGCAGGCUCACCUAAUGUAACUGAUAUUAUAUUGCACGGGUUAUAAAUAAUCCUCCUUGCAAUGAAAUUUAGUGUCAUUUCAGGCUUGUACUACAAACAGACCCACACAGGAGACGACAUUUCUGAUUGCUAAACAUUGCUUUUCUGUUUUUGCUGCAGUACAUUCAAGCAGAACCUCCUACCAACAAGUCUUUGUCCAGUCUGGUUGUACAACUGCUACAGUUCCAAGAAGAGGUCUUUGGAAAACAUGUUAGCAAUGCUCCUCUCACUAAAUUGCCGGUAAGUGUUCCCCGGCCUAUAUUAUUAUUUUCUAGCAGCCACAAAUUCCCCAGGACUAAAUCUAAUGAGUAAAGGGUAUGACACAAGGUGAUUUGACAGAGAGAAAUAAAAUGUAAUUCAGCUUCUUUUAAUGUGACUUUUGAACUAUUAUUUGAAUUAAUGCAUUCUCUCUAUAAACCAUACAAAAGUGGGGAGUCAGUCUGCAUUGUUUCUUUUACAGAAGAACAUUUAUUUAACACAAAUAAUGUAUCCAGUUCCAUCCAUUUAUUUUUCCACAGCAAAUUAUUUGGAUAGUCCCCAAAACAUAUUAUAAACUACUGAAAUGUCUCCCAUUAUUCUUUACACCACAAAAUUGUGAAAGAUACUGGCUCUUAAAUUAAGAAACUGUGUGUUAUCCAUUAAAGCGACCAAAACAAAUCAAUAUUGGUGCACAUCAAAUCUUUAAAAGCCCUUACAGUGCCAAUACACUUUUAUAAAAGUUGUACUUAUAUUCAGUAUUCCAUGUGCUUUUUGCUCAUAUUGAUUUAAAAACAACAAAAAAAAACAAUAACUGCAGUUGGCACAGUUUUUAGAUAUUUUUUAGAUCAUUAGUACACUAAAAUUUGUCCACAGUGGUAAAUAUCUAAGUGCUAUGCAACUCCAGGAACUCUGGGAGGGCCAUACAGUGGGGUAUCUUGGAUUCAUAUAUUGGUAUAUUUAUAGACCUCAUUCAUAAAGGAGGGAUAUAUACUGAAAGAUGACAAUUGGUAUAUUUAGCACAUUUAUUAAAAACACCUUAUUCAUGCUUAUUUUCUCAGUUUAUAACAACCAUUAUGUUUUAGGAAUGUAAUUAAUUCGUUAAGUUACAAAAAAGUGAAUUUUUAAAAUAGAUUAUUCAUAAUUAGAUUUUUAAAUGGAAUGGUCAUUUUAAAUCUACUCACUGUAGCCUUUGAAAGGGUUGAUUUAAAAUAAGGGGAGCUGAGGACAUUUAGGAUUUUGAUGGACACGAGUAUGGGCUAGUGGUUUUGAUCGCCCCGCCCCCCCCAGAACCCCUAAAAUUGUGUAGCACUGAGCUACUCCACACUUGUGCGUGAUUACAUUAUGCUUGUUUUUUUAGAACAAUCAGCAGUAUUGAAAAAAAAAUAAGAAGCUCAAGGAACUUUUAAUAUAAGUAUAUUUUGUUUAAGUGAAAUGUAUUGGAAAUCUAAGGGCUUUUGAUGGUUUGUCCACCAGCAUAGAUUCAACGGUUUCUGCAAUUUUCAUGGAAGCAUAAGUAGUCAAAAUUAUUUGUAGAAUACUAUCAAUAUAAGAACAAAUAAAAGCCCAAAUUUACAACACCACCUGUGAUUUCUUAGCUACUCCAAGGAUAUAAAUAGCUCACAUUAUUUCUGUGUAUUUUUUUUUUCUCACUUUCUAGAUGAAAUGUUUUCUGGACUUCAAGGUAGGAGGAGCACUUUGCCACAUCCUUGCUGCCGCCUAUAAAUUCAAGAGUGACCAAGGAUGGUGAGAUAUGUUCUUUAUGGCAGUGUGAUUGUGUAACACAGUAUGGUGGUGGUUUGAGCGUAGACAAGGAUUGAAAUCCCACAAGGCCUCAGGCAGGUUACUAGUUUGGGCCCCCUUCAUUCUUCACAUAGGGAUGGUUAAUGAGGAUAAGAAUAUUUUUGGUUCCUGUCUAUCCUCUGGGCCCUAGGCAGCUGCCUCGUUUGACCUUCUGGUUAAUCCUGCUCAGUUUUAGAGGUGUCUGUGUUUUUCAGAAAUUUUUCUUUUAUACCUUCACCAUUAUUUUCCAUGUAAAAUUUUCCUACAGUUAUUAGUAAAUAUACUGAGUUUUACACUUCAAAAUGCUAUCAUGCCUUCUUGCCAAGUUGCCAGGUAUGCAGCUGUUCUUGUGAUAAGCUCCCUGCUUAUGAAAUGUGAGAACAACUCUAAUAAAGCAAAGAAAACGAAGAUAUAACACAUCUUAAUCUGAGUAAUGUUCCUAUUCACUCACCUCCCAAGAAAGCAGCAUUGCAAAUUUGUAAUGCUCUCUGGGUUUGAGAGCCAGAUUUUAUUAUUCUGGUUUGUUUGCUGGGAGCCAUUGUGGUCCCAGUUUGCUGAUUGCUAGAACGAACUACAGCACAGCGGGGUCCCUGCUCCUUCCAAGGCUAAAUAUGUUCUUUUAUGCUGUAAGUUUGGAAUUGUUUGAGCUACAAACUAAGCACUUUACAUUAGUAUCUCUAUUAUUGAUUAAAUAGUAGGAUUACAGAUGUACAGGCAACUUGAAACAGUCCCACCUCUAAUAACGUCUAUAUAUUUCCUGUAGGCGCAGGUUUGAUUUCCAGAAUCCUUCUCGUAUGGAUCGUAAUGUAGAAAUGUUUAUGAACAUUGAAAAGUCUUUAGUACAGGUAAGCACUUGCUAUUAUUGAUGGUUAAUAAGAUUAUGUUUGGGUUUGCGUUUUUAGUUUUCCUCAUUAGACCGAGUGGUCAGAAUAAAACCACUGACAGAUUACUGCUGUUUGUGCUAAUAUGUUGUAAAAAUGUUGCUAAACAUAUUUGAAGCUUUCAUCAUGUUUUUUUUUUUUUUUUUAGUCUGCAUAAUUCUAGGAGAUGAAGUGCUUUCUAAAUUUCUUCUUCUUCUUUUUUAUAUUUUUUUUAUUAAUACUUAGAAUAAUUGCUUAUCUCGACCCAACAUAUACCUUCACCCUGAAAUUGAAGCGAAACUACAGAGCAAGCUGAAAGACAUUGUGAAGCGGCAUCAGGUGUGACUCAAGAUUUAUUAUUUUUUUUAUUUAUUUUUUAUACAAUAGUUUAUGAUAGUCGUGUUAAAGAUUUUAUCUUACACAAAUUCUGUGCACAACAAAAUUGUUGUGUGUGUUACACAAAAUGUGUGUAUUUAUAAGCCAUGAAUGUGACACUUAUGUCACUUAAGAUCUCAGUUGUAGUCCAAUUUUAAUGUUUGUCAUUGACUUUCGUAGCUUUCUUGUACUGUUCUCAACCUUCUUGUUUAUACAUUUAAGACUGUUUUGGGAAUUUCAAAGUCAAGGUCUUUCAGAUAAAUGCUGAACACUGGGAGUUAUUGUUUUUGCUUUGCUCCUUUAAAUUAUGCUCUCUAUCUUUUGUUUUUAGGGUACUAUAACAGAAGAUAAAAGCCAUGCUUCCCACGUGGUUGUUCCGGUCCCUGGUAACUUAGAGGAAGGUAAGACAGAAAUCACCCACUGUUAGAAUGCCCCAGUAGAGCAUAGACAUAACAUCAGUGUAACCACUGGUAGAAUCCUGCAGUUUUGGGUAUAAUGACCAUCAAAUCAUAUGAACCAUAGAAUAAGUCUGCAAUAUAGAGCAUAGUAGCUCUAAAAUCUAUGUAACGAAAGUCGGAAAUCUGCAAUAUAGAUUAUAUAUUGGCCACACAUCAAUGUAACCACUGGCAGAAUCCUGCAGUAUGAAAUGUAAUUGCCAUACAAUCUAUGUAACCACUGGCAGAUUCAUGCAUUAUAGAGUGUAAUGCCCAUAAGUUAGAAACAAGACUUACCAGACAUGAAGCUUGAUCAGAGUGGGAGGAAAACACAAUUUGACCAUAUAUAUUUAAUUUUUCAUAUUUAAUUAUCCUCUAGUGGGCAUGCUACAUCCUGGGGUCUAUGUGUUCUGUAUUAGAACUGAUACCUUACUGCUUAACCACUUUGCUACCAAGUUUUUUUUUUUUUUUUUUUAAAUAAAUGGCAGUCCAUAUUUUUGAACCAUGGGAUAAGUAUCUAGUACAUAAACACAACUUAAAAUAGUAUAUUUUUGGGAUAUGUAAACUUGAUUUCUCCAAGCAUCUGUCAUAUGCAAAGUUUUGCAAGCUGCUAUUGUAGCUUGUAUCCUACAAAGUAUCUGCAAGGUGUACUCCAUGUGAAAAGAGCUGUUUGCUAUGCUGUUGGAAUAUAGAUGUGAAUAUUGACCUAAAAAGGUUGCUGUAAACUGUUGGAAGAGACAGUGCAGACUCUUCUUUGCAAUCCAUCUGCAUAAAAGCAGAGGGGUAGAAAGGAGACAUAGCAGAGAAAUUUGUUUCCGUGCAGGGUGAGGACCAGCGAUGGAGCAAAGUUUUAAACUGUGCCCAUUAUGUUAUUUUUUUUAAUAUAGUUUAUGAUUUAGAUCACAUAUACAGCAGAAAUAUAUAUAUAUAUAUAUAUAUAUAUAUAUAUAUUUUUUUUUUUUUUAUUGACAUACACUCACAGAAUGAUCAACAAUCUGUGGGGGUUUCUAUUUUUAUUUUAGGUUGAGUUGGUGUAUCUGAUAUUCGCUUUUUUUAAAUGCAGAAACAUUGUCCAUUCACACAGCUGACUUUGGUGUCACCACAUUGAGAGAAAAAAAUGCAAAAAAAUUGACCACUGUGAACAUAAUCUUAAUAAUCAAUCUUGUCUUUUCUUCUUCUUUUUCAAAUCCCUUUUUCAGAAGAGUGGGUACGGCCCAUAAUGAAGAGAGACAAGCAAGUUCUUCUUCACUGGGGUUAUUAUCCUGACAGGUAGGAUUAACUAAACAAAAAAUAGUCCACACUAUGCACAGUUUUUGGUCGUUGACUGUGGCUUUAGUUCAUGCUGUGUUUUCAUUGUAUAACAAAUAGCUAAUUAAAAUACAGCUUCAAUUUCUUUUUCUUUUUUUUUCUUCUUUUUCGUUGCAUCUUUAUUUUGUCUAAACUGCAGCUUGCUAAAACAAAAUGCAUUACAAGCAAAUGUUAAAGCUUUUAUAUGUAAUUGUCACUUACUUUAUAUUAGAAUUGGGUUCAAAGUCUUACAUGUUUUGAGCAGUGCACCUGAGUGAUUGUCCUUUUCACUACUACCUUUUAUUGUUUGAUCUUCUGUUCAUGCAGAAUGAUAUGGACUGUCACUUGGAGCUAUUCACUAAGCUAAAAUGGGAAAUUGUCUGGAAACUGCAAUUCCAAUCAUUUACUAAAUGCAGUUAGAGAUGCAUUUGGGGAUCAGCUUCAAAUAUGGUAAUUUAGCUUAUGGUAAUUAACCACCAUGCAGCAUUACAUGCAAAUUAUAGAAUACAUUUGACUAUUAGGAAAGGUAUUUUCUGCAUUUGAAUUGCAUGCCACAAGUAGGGUUUUGUGCAUGAGUUGCAAUAAAUGGGGGAAAAAUCAGUGACCAGUCAGAACGCCUCUGAUGACCCCUGUCCCCCACCAUAAGCACAUUUAAUGGGGAUGUGCACAUCAGAACUGGACUAAGGAGCAAUGGAAGAAGCUUGUCUGGUCUAAUGAAUCACGUAUUCUUUUAGAUCAGGUCCAUGGGAUGGUGCACGUACGUCGUUUACCUGGGGAAGAGAUGGCAGCAGUAGGCACGAAGGGAAGGAGGCAGGCCGUUGAAGGCAGUGUUAUGCUCUGGGCAAUGUUCUGGUGGGAAACCUUGGUUCCUUGUUUUUAUGUGGAUGUUACUUUGAUACAUAACACCCUACCUAGAGAUUGUUGCAGACCACGUACACGCCUUCAUGGUAGUGGUUUUGUUCACUGAUGGCGGUGGCAUCUUUCAACAAGACAAUGCACCCUGCCACUGUGCAAAAAAAUGGUUCAGGAAUGGUUUGAGGAACAUGACAAAGAUUUUGAGGUGUUGGCCUCCAAAUUCCCCAGAUCUCAGUCCAACUGAGCAUCUGUGGGAGUGCUGGAACAACAAAUCUAAACCAUCGAAACCCCACCUCACAAUGUGCAGGACUUAAAGGAAGUGCUGAUAAUGUCUUGGUACUAGAUACCACAGUGAGUAAAAAGUAACCCGAAGUAAUGUGUUUUUUAAUCCUGAUCAAUUAGAAAGUGAUACUCUAGCAACAUUAGCUUAAUGAAUUGGUUUUAGUGUAUAAAUCAUGCCACUGCUGUCUCACUGAUCAAUUCUCUGCUAUUUAGGAGUUAAAUCACUUCUUUUUCUGUUUAUGCAGCCCUAGCCACACCUCCGCUGGCUGUGAAUCAGACAGCAUACAUAAAAAAAAGUUUUAGUUCUAACUCAGCCCAUUGUGUUUACGUUAGGUUUUUAUCGCCUGCUCUGUUAUAUGAACUUUAAUCAUCCACAGUAAGCUUCCACAGGAUGGUAACAGAGUAGGAGAUAAAAAAAUUCUAAGUUAAACACACUGUGCAAUAUAGAACGUAUUACAUUAAGUUCUCUUUUUACAGGAAAUGUGUAACUAAAUUGUGGAAAUUCAGUUGACCAUAAUUUGCAGACAGACAAGUGCCAAUCUAGUUAUUGUGUUUGAGCAUUCAGUUGUGUAUUUACAUUAUUCUAUCCUGGAUUUCACCCUUUCAGUUGCAUAUGGAUAGCCUAAAAUAUUGUCUACAUUCAUUCGUAUGCAGUAUUGCAAAAUCCAGACAUUGAUACAUCUUGAAUAAUGUCUAUAUUUUGUGGCCAGUUGUCUUCUCUGGUACUGGAUUAUUUUUGAUAAUCUGAAAUGGAUGCAUUUGGAUUUAAAGGAACACUGUAUGUACAUGUUUUCUGACCCUAUUGUUUUCAAACACUAGUUGGCUGCCCUUUCCCCCCCCCACCUGCCUUAAAUAAGUUGAAAGUGUAACUUUAUUCCAGUGCAGUGUGGCCGAUCAGUAUCUUCUCAUAGAGAUGCAUUGAAUCCAUGCAUCUCUAUAGGGAAAGUUCAGCACCUCCAUGCAGAGCGUGGAGACACUAAACAGCACUGACCAGGAAGCACCUCUAGUCGCUGUAUGAGUGACUGCCACUGGAGGUGUUCCUAGGCAGCAAUGUAAGAGAAAAGGCAGCAAAAAGCCUGACUAUACUCACCAGAACAGCUAUCUUAAGCUGUUUUUUUGAUGACUAUAGUGUUCCUUUAAGUGAAUAACUGUGUUUUUUACGCUAGCUCAGGGUUUUCUAACCCAGUCCUCAAGUACCCCCUAACAGUCCAGGAUUUAGGGAUUUUUUUUUUUGACAAUCUUUAUUUUCAUUUUAACGAAUACAUACAAGGUAGUAAACAAGAGUUCAGCACCGCAGUACAAUGAGAAGAUAAUGCCGUGGUACGCCAACAACAGUUGUACAUUGCAUUACAUUAAGCAGGGAGACCCUAGGGCUACUAGCGGGCAUCAGGAAUGCGCGUUUAGGCCAGUUUAUCCGCUAUUAUCAAGAGAAAUACGUAUAUUACACUGGUAGCCGGUAUCAGAGCACGGCUGGUCUUGCGCCACAACCCGCAGAGGUGUCGAUUGUGUGGCCUAGGGUAGUGGAGGCGACAUGAAGGCUCCGGUUUUUAUCCUGCCCGACCUUGGCCUAUUUGCUACUUUCCAGUCUACCGCCCAUGAAGUAUUAGUCGGGGGUUAUCACUGCCCUUAACUCUAAUCUCUUAGUCUUUACUCGUCAGGGAGUAUAUACUGUGUCGUAGCAACCGUACAGGAUCACUAGGGGACCCGUCAUGUAUCCCAAUAGACUCGCCAACCAGUCACUUCCAGUCAUCCACUAUCGUGUCAGUGAAGUGCCCCCCCGCGGUCUGUUCUGCUAUGUGGGGGACGGGUCUAGAAGGAUGAAGGUGGUUCCCACGUUUGCCUAAUGGAGACUGUGGCGGGCAGGGGAGUCUGUCAGUCUUGUGUCGCAGUUCUGAGCUGGGUAAAGUCCGUCCACAGGCGAUCGUCUGGUACAGGCCGAAUUGGCCGCCCAGGCCCGUGGCACCACCGUCUGGCCUCGCCCGUGCAUGUGAGAGGCUCCGAGGGGCAGGGAAGGGCCUGAGGGAGAAGAGGGGAGGAGAAGGAAGUGGGGGGGGGGGACAGGGUGGGAGGAUGAGGUGAAGAGCGUCGCGGCUCGGUCAAGGGCAGGGGGACCCACCACCAAUCUCCGGCGCACGGCCCGCGGCCUGCGACUCAGGGCAUGCAUUGGUCAGGUCGGCGCCCAGGGGUCGGCGUGCUCUAUAGGUAAUCCAGGGGCCCCAUAGUCGGGAACACUGCUCUCCAGUGCCAUGUAAGUCUGCCGUGAGGCUUUCCAUAACAAAGAUGUCUUCUAUCUUAUCCUCCCAUUCCGAGAUCGUUGGCACUAAUUGAGUUUUCCAUUUAGUAGGAAUUAGGCUUUUGGCCGCAUUCAGGAAGUGCUUCGUUAAGGAUUUUUUGUAGCUGCCAAUCGGCAUGUCAGUGUGAUGGAGCAGCAUCGGGAGGGGUAGCAGUGGUAUCUCCGAUUCCAAGACUUCCCUCAGCUUCCCAUGAAUUUGUCACCAGAAGGUGGCUAUAGGAGGACAUGUCCACCAUAUGUGCAAGUCCGUGCCAUCCGCCGACCCACAUCUCCAGCACUGGGCUGUUGGCGUGAGGCCCAUGUGGUGUAGUCUAGCGGGUGUCCUGUACCAUCCAGUCAGGAGCUUGUAGUUAAGCUCCCUAAGUUUGGUGUCAACAGUUCCCAGGUGUGUCAGAGUAUGAAUCCUCCCCCAAUCGGCUUCUGACAGGUCCUUCCCCGUCGCCUGCUCCCAUUGCGACUGGUAAGGGGCCGGCGGCAGUCGAAUGGCCAUGAGCAAGGCGGCGUAGAGGACCGAGAUGCGCACAGUGACUCAAAAUAUGUCAGGUCCCUGUGUAUAAGUUGGGAGCCAGGUAGCGUGUGGCAUGAGUUUCGGAUCUGGUGAUAUCGGAACCGCAGCAGCCCGGUGAUCCGUGCCUGUGACUGCAGGGACUCGAAAGUACAAACCCAACCAUUCACGCACCAAUCUCUCAGGUGCAGCUCGCCCAGAUUUCCCAGUCCUUCCACGUCUUUCGGUGCCAGGCCUCCAGCUAUAUCCGGAUUAAAGACUGCCGGCGUCAAGGGGGGCGGGCUUGUGGAGAGGCUCAAUUUGAACCGGAGGUUUGACCAUACCCUCAGUGUCGCCCCGAUCAGCGGAAGUUCCCGGAGAUCCCUAGUUUGUAGGGGGCGGGGGAGCCACCCCACCCACGGAAGUCUUCCCGCAGCCUGCGUGCGUUCCAGGUGGACCCAGUGCUUAUCCGUCUGGGGGACAUGCCAAUCCACUAAGCGAAGGAGAUGGGUGGCGAAGUAAUAGGAUUGCAGGUCCGGGAGGCCCACCCCACCCAGGUGUUUCGGCUGGAUCGGGAGCGUGUGCCUAAGUCUCGCUGUCCCCGUUUUCCACACAAAUCUUCUGAUGUCCGUAUUCAUGGUGUUAAAGAAGGCCUGGGGAAGUCGAAUUGGAAUAGCCCCCCAUCUCAACAUAUCGGAGCGUAGUCUAGUUUGUAGGGGCAGGAAAUUAUCACGGUAAAGUGCACUCAGGUCCCUCGUCAACCAAAUCCCCAGGUAUUUAAUACGGUGCGGGCACCACUUGAAGGAGAAGUUGGCUUGCAACCGGGGUAGCAGGCCCGUUGGCAGACGCAGCGGGAGCGCCUCGGAUUUGUCCGUGCAGGAUUUAGGGAUUACCCUGUUGUGUCUAAACUGUUUUGGUAUUUUCUUUCUUAAAAAACACCUUAGACACAACUGGGUAAUCCCUAAAUCCUGGACUGUUAGGGGUUACUCAAGGACUGGGUUGGGAACCACUGCACUAGCUGCUCCUUAAAUACAAAUUUAAACUCCGUCCUAGUAGUAUAAUGCUAAACCUGUUAAAUAAUUAACCCACAAAGAUAAAUGUGCUGUCAACAUUUAUUAAUUCACAAUGUGUGGAUAAGUACAUGGUACAGAUCCAGUACCUGAUGGCACACCCUUGAGAGGCAGUAAUCUAAAUUUAGCAUUAAAAGUAAAGAUUAGUCAAUCUUGUAUCAGUUAUUUGUGACAGUGUAGCUUUUACUUUAUCAGAUCCUCAGAUUUCAAAGAUUUCACCAGUGAUGCCAGAGAUAAUUUUAAUAACAGUUUUAGAUUGUUUAGCUAAUAAGUUUUAAUUUAUUUUUGGCGAAUUUCAAGGAUGUUCACUUUCAAUCAUUAAACUUGUUAAUUAUAAAUCCUACUUAAACAUCCAGAUUACUGUCAUACUUCUUAAAACUUUGGAAAUCUAAAUUGAAGGGACACUACAGUCACCAAAACAGUAGUUGUUUUGGUGUAUAAAUCAUGCACAAGCAAUCUCACUGCUCAAAUUCUCUGCCAUUAGGAGUUAAAUCACUUUGUUUAUGCAGUCCAAGUAAUACAUUCCUGCAUGUGACUUACACAGGUCUCCUAAACACUUCCUGUAAAGUGAGAUCUAAUGUUUAAAGUUCCUUUAUUACACAGUCUGUUUAAAGUAUAAUGUCUUGUCUCAACCACUGUAAUAGCCUGCUAGACCUUGCAGGAGCCUCUUAUGUGUGCUUCGAGUUCAGAGCAGGAGUUCAAAAAAGUUCUAAAAUUAGUUAAUAUCUGGUUAUAAAAUGAAACCAUUUUUUCAUGCAGGCAGUAUGAAUCACACCUAGGGGAGGCGUGGCUAGGGCUAUAUGGACAGAAACAAAAGUGAUUUGACUGUUAAAUAGCAGAAAAUUGAGCAGCUAGACUUCAGAGGCAUAAUCUAUACACAAAAACGGCUUCAUUAAGUUAAAGUUCUCUUGGUGACUAUACUGUCCCUUUAACUUGAUUAGUAUGCUAGAUAUGAAGUGUGUAGAUUUUGUAUCAAAUAGUAACUUCAGAAAGUGAUGUUUUAGAACUAAUGUAUGAAAUGGAAAAAUUAUAAGGAAAUAAAUUCAGGAGCUGCACAUUAAGCAAUGUAAAAAACCUGUAUAAUUUAGCUCCUCUGUCUAUUUUAAACAGGAAAUGCACUGCUGCAACAGUUAGAAAUAUCUUUGUAGAUUAUGGCCUGCUUCUAGAUAUCAUACUGCAAGCCCUCAGCUAUUAUCCUUUAAGAGUUUUAUGUGUUAUUUCUACUCCCACUCUAGUUAUGACACAUGGAUUCCUGCCAGUGAAGUCGAAGCUUCAGUGGAAGAUGCUCCCACUCCAGAGAAACCACGCAAGGUAAACCCACUUGUAUCUCCAUUUCUAGAAUUCCCUCCAGAUUGCCGAAUUUAAGAAACCUGUCUGCUCAGUGAGUGUCCAUACUGAGAACUCCAUUAUUUGCUGUUUGAAUUCUCAUUUACUAAAAUUAAUACUGAAGCAGAUAAUAUUAAAUUAUGAGAAUGAAACUGUUUUAAAACUAGAAACUGGGAAACUGGUACAAUAUCAAACUUCUUUCAGUCCAGAUAGUGGAAUAAAACAGUCACAAGGAUACCUGUAUUCAUCCAGCAAACCUCUGUAGGACAAAGCAAUACUAUAAAAUAAAAAUGAAAGCCUUAAUGAUUUAUUUUUGAUAAGAAAAUAUUAGUUUCAGACAUAUACGCUAGGCUGAAUGAGUCCUGAAUAAAAGAUUAGACGAUGACUCCUAACCACUAAAGCGCUGUUACUUGUGAAGAGUGCUUCCCCUUUUUUAUUUUACAAAUUUUUUUUUUUGUGCAGAUUUCAAUAGAAAUUGGCCCUUUAAUAAAUUAACCUGGUUACACCCAUUGGCUGCGAAUCAGAUAACUGUCCUGUUACUUCCUGGUUUGAUUUGCACAGUGAAGCUAAGCGACAAACAAUUGCCCAGGGCACCUGCCUUGCAAAGACUUCUAAUUGAGCUGCAUUGGAAAUUCUGUGUUUUGACAGCCAUUGAAAGUCUGGGUUGGGGAUGCAAGUCAAGGGAUUGCAAAGGCAGCAGACAACAUUUUUUUAGAUAUACCCCAAUGCAAAAUGCAUAAUUAAAUACAUGCAUGUUUUCAUAUCUACUAAAUAAUGGUUUAUUUCUAUUUAGGUAAUGGAGCGUCCAUCUAAUUAUUUCAUCUACAGAUUAAAAUAAAUUACAUUAAGAACCAUUCUUUGAUUCUCAAAAAUAUAUUUAUUCUGUCUAAUUGAUAGAAUCAAAAUAACAAGAUAGACCUGACAACAUUUAGGCACUUACAGACUUCGUCAGGCCUCGUUUGCACAAGUGAAACCAUUACUUUUAAAGCAUAAAUGGAACAGUAAGUGGACUAGUAAGGGAAACACUAAUUUACUGUGAGUGAAAUUUCCAAAAUUAGCAGUAACAAUGAAUCCUUAGCCUUGAGUGAGUGUGUACAUUUGUGUGUGUGUGUGUGUGUCUGUCUAAAUAUUUAAAAUGUUCACCUUUAAAAGCAACAUUUGCACUCAUGUAGCCCAGACUUGAUGAAGGUGCUGGCCACCUGCUGGAUGUUGGUUUAAUAAAUGCUUUACCUGAGAAUAAGAGUACAGCGGUUACUUACCUUAUGGGUCACUUGAGCAGGAUUCCAUUGCCUCUAGCCCUGUGGUAUUUGAGUGAAUGCAUCUACACUAUACAACAGUUUGUGAUGUACAGAAGUACUGAUAACCAUAAAAAAUCCUAUAAUGAAAUUAUUAUGUAACAGGCUCAACAUUUUAAAAAGCUAUUGGCUACUGGCUGGCAGUGGCAAGUCAAUUUUAACCCUGUCUAGUAGCAUAGGACUUAGAAUUUCGAGCCCUGUUGUAACUAUUAAAUAAAUCACACACACUACCAUGAUGUUACCGCAAGUGCAACACACCUACUGGCAGAAAAUGUAUCUCCUCUUACUGGACUUCUAGGGUUAAUAAACCAGUUAAAUUGAAUUGAAAAUAUUAGACUUUAAUAGAGUGUGAAAUAUCCGUAAUGUAGAGGUUAACCCCUUAAGGACGGAUUUACUAUCCUAUAUGUACGCCUAACACAACAUUACAUGUGAAAGAAAUUAAAAAAGGGUACAAAUUAGAAAAACAAACACCUUUUUACAUAUAAGAAUUUUCCUCACGUAUAGUGGCAGUACUGUAACAAGUGGGUUGUAUCUUCUCCAGUGGACAAGAAGCUUCCCCCCCAAAUUUAAAUAUUCAAUUAAGAGCCCCCCUGCUGCUUCCCUUAUAACUCCUGUACCUCCAAGGUUCCCCCACUUCUUCUUAUCCCGGCACACGGGACAGACAGGCUCCUCCAGGCAUAGGUGAAAAGAAUAUCGGUGCGGUCAGCACAGGCUGCUGGCCGUGGAGGUGAGUGCCCGAAAGCUACCAACGGAGCUGAGCGGCAGAGGCUUCCAUUGCGUUGCGUUAUGGAACGCAACUAGUAGCCUGCUUAUGUGGCCAGUUCCUGGGAGGUCCUUGGCGGGCCUCCCACAUUACAGGACGGGCCAAUGCGCACAGCAGUGGAACACACGCCCAGAAGGCGUUUGAGUUCCACUGAACUUUCGAUCGCGCUACAGCACAUGCGCCGAUCGGAAUUUUGUACAUUUGGCACUAAAUUCGAAAUUACAAGGUGGGGUGGUUGCAAGAACAGGUACUUCAUGUUACCAGCUCUCCUACACAGAGGUGAUGUUUUUGAGGUGGGAAUUUACUUUAAAUCUCCCUUGAAAACUUAACCUUUAUCGCAUACCUCCUAAGUUAGAAAAUUAGUUGUUUUUUUUGUUUGUCUACAGAAUAUGUCCAGUCCUGCUUCACAGAAUAAAGCUGAGAAAGAUGAGACGUCAGCUCCUAUCCCUAAAAAGGCCAUGAGCAAAACAAAAUAUUUGUGUUGCUCAGAAUGUAGGGUGUCUCUACCUGACGUGUGGAGAAAAAAGACUUGUAAUCAGUGCUUGACAGAAUUGGUCGAAAAAUCCAAGCAAAAGGAAAUGACCUAGUUUCAGGUGAAUUUAUCCCAGACCUUCAAGUCCUUUAAAGAUACUAUUAAAAAAGACAGUGGGUCUGUUUAUAUUCAAGACAGACCGGUAAAGAAACGAAGGAGAGAAAGAUCCCCAUCCCUGUCUGAGCUCUCAUCAGGUGAAUGUUCAUCUUCCCUUUCGGAGGUUUCCAGUCUGGCAUCAAGUGUGGAUGAGGGAUUUUCACCAGAGAAAUUGAAGACAUUUAUCAGGGAAGUAUCGGCGGUUGUUCAGGAAAUUGUACCUACCAAGGGUAAGGUAAAAGGUUUACCUAUGCGCCCAAGGGUUAUGGAACUGCUGUAGAGGGAGUGGGAAAAACCCAGAAAGACGUGCUUUCAUUUCUAAGCACUUCAAACAACUGUUUAAACUACAGACAGAGGUAGAACUUCCUAAAGUCGAUAUCCAGGUGGCACAAUUAUCAAAGAAAACCACAAUCCCAAUUGGUGAGGUUUCUGGUUUAAAAGAUCCCGUGGACAAGUGGGCAGAAACAGCACGCGGCCUGAAAUAUUCUCCUGCUCGAUAUCAGUGCAAAGCCGGAAUCGCUGGUUCAGCAUUUCUGAAAGCCAAGGGCAUGUGGUUACAAACCUUAAAAAGAAUCCCUUAUGAGAAAACCAGAGAAAGACCCAGCCCAGCUGUUGUUUCUUGUGAAACCUUCUAAUAAAUUUCUAUCGGAUGUCUCUGAUGAGAUGCUUCGAUUAUCGGCUCGGAUAAUGGGUUUAUCCUCGAUGGCCAGAAGAGCCUUAUGGCUCAGACUGUGGACUCUGCUUCAAAACUACCUUUAUGUGAACUCCCUUUCGAGAGGAACAAAUUAUUUGGCACUUCUCUGGAAGAAAUUAUUAAACAUAUGUCUGAAACCAAAAAGGCAUUACCUCAGGAUUCCAGAUAUUCAGAAUCUCAAGCCAAAAAAAGAUAUCAGCUCACUGGACAGCUACCAUUAAAAUUGUUGGAGAAUUUGCAAGUAAUAUGGAGACACAACUCAAUAACAAAGACAAAAAGAAGAGAUCUUGACGCCAAAAGAAUGGGAGGUCGUCUUCGGGUUCAUUUCUCAGAAGUGGAAGGAGACGACAACAAACAAUUGGAUUAUAAAGACCAAUAGCUUUUUCUUCCUAUGUCAAAGCAAAAAAGAAUUAUAAAGGCAGUUUUAAGCUUAAAAAAGAAAAAAGUUUGCACUAUCAGACAGGCCAUGAGUGUCCUGGGACUUCUCACCUCUGCAAUCCCAGCGGUUGGAUAGGCAAAAGCAGAAAUCAGACCUUUACAAUGGAACAUUCUGGCGGAAUGGUCAAGAAAGAAGGAAGAUUUGUAUGCAGUUAUCUGCCUGUCAAGCACAAUAAGAAAACAACUAAAUUGGUGGAAAAAUGCAGACAGCCUUUCCAGAGGCUUUUCAUUCGAACAGAAAAGAUGCAUUACCAUCACAACAGAUGCCUCCCAAACUGGUUAAGGUGCCCAUCUAGAUUCACAGUUCAUUCAGGGGAGAUGGAUUUCGAAAGAAGCAAGAGUCCUCAAACUUCGGAGCUCUGAAGGCAGUUAUUAAUGCUCUGGUAGCUUUCAGUCCUGUCAUUGCAGACCAAGUCGGAAGGAUUCAGUCUGACAACGCCACCACUGUUGCUUACUUAUACCGUCAAGGAGGCACAAAAGUAAAUUCUCUACAGGAUCUGUGUUACCGUAUCAUGUCUUGGGCACAGUCAAAAGUAGCUCUCAGAAACUCAUAUCAGAGGUACUCAGAACGUCAUCGCAGAUGACCUCCGCAGACAACGUUGGUCUCAAGCGGAUUGAUCUCUAAAACCCCAGAUGUUCUCUAGACUGGCUUUCUGAUUCUGCUUACCAGACAUCGAUCUUAUGGCCACAAGAAAAAACAGGAAAGUCCCACGCUUUGCUUCUAUCCAGGCAAUGAAUUUUCCAGACUUCCUAGACGGCUUGUCCCUCACCUUGAACUUCAACAUGGGAUAUGUUUUCCCUCCAGUAGCCUUGAUACCAAGGAUAAUUCAAAAGAUCAGAUGGGGAAAAAGCAAGGGUUCUAGCCAUUGUUCCCUUAUGGCCAAACCGAAGCUGGUUUUCCAGAGCGUAUGACACUUUCACGCUGGGUUUUUCCAAUUUCAAGCAACUUCAUAGAGAAUUAUCUUCCAUAUCUUCAAGAAGAGACCCUGGAAAUGUUCAAACUGACGGCGUGGAUGCUGCAAGGAUGAUCCUCCAUGAGCAGGGACUUUCAGACAAAUUGAGAGAGGUUAUUUUGGCAUCUGUCUGUUCAUCAACGUCCAAGAUUUAUCUUAGGAUUUGGCUAAAGUUUGUGAACUAGUGUGUUCUGAAAGGCUGCGUUCCAGUUAAUUCCUCCUGUUAUGGUCCUGACUGCUUCACAUAUGAGAUCAUACAACCUUGCUUUAUUGCUGAGCAUUUACUGUAUGAUCAAUCUUAUUAUAACUGACAGGAACACAGCAGUAAAACAUCCUCUGUGCAGCACUGCAUAACUCAAAAUCCUCCCCUCUGCCUGUAAUACAAUUACCUUACACAAUGGGUAAUCUAAUUAUCACAGACAGAGAAAUACAGUUUCAUAAAACACAUCACAGGAACCCCAAAACAUGCAAUAACCCCAUAAAAAGUAUAUCCUUGGAACCGGGGGAUCUGGGUGAACACACAUCCGAAAUUCACCCAGAUCCAUUCAGUACUUUGGAAGAUACAGUUUAAUGCAGAUUCUGCAGAACAUAUACAGACUAAAUGAAAAACAAUCACUGUAUAAUGUGUCCCCUGCUGUAUAGUCCAAAACCACUGCAUGAUGUCUCUGUGCACCAAACACUGGCGAGAUGGCACCGUGUUGAAAAGUCCAAACGUGUCUGUGAGUUAAAAUGGCCGCCAUCCAUUGUUCUCACCAUGUGCUUCAUCCAUUGUUAUCACCAUGUGCCUCUGAUACAGGAAAUGGUGGCCACCCAGUAACUCCACAGUAUGUCCCCAGAUGGUUCUUAAAGGGCCAGCAGCAGCACAACACAAAUCCAUUAUGCCCAAAUCAUGUCUUUAAAGGGCAAUACAUCCCAGGGGCCAUAGUCACAUGGCAGGAGGCUGGCAAUCAGUCUUCUCCAAUGCCCAGUGGCGAAGUCGGUUUCGCCACAAUGGCGUUGGGGACGGCCACCAGCAAUCAAUGUGUCAGAGGUAGCAGGACAGGAAAAAUGGGAAGGUGCUUGGUUCAAGGUCGGGAAAAUGGGUUCAGGGGCAUGAGAACCCUCACACCCAGAAGCACAGGCCACCCCUGUAGGUGCAUUCACUGGAUUUGGGCUUAGGAAGCUUUUGGGUAAAGAAUUCAGGUAAGCGGCAGCGGGACCGGAACUGGUCGGCAUGUAGUCUGGUAAUGGAACCAUCUUCCAGGUGAACUCUGUACAUCUCAUCUUGGGUCCCAAAGGUUCCACAAUUGUGGCAGGAAGCCACUGAGUGUUGGAGGAUCCAUAAGAUCGAGUCCAGACUCUAAAAGUGGGAGACUCUUGGGAGGUUACCAUCUUGUCUUGGGAGUGCAAUACAUGGUCAUGAACAGUUUUAGGACGAAGCAUGUCAAAAGCAGUCCAUGGCCGUUGGCCAAGAAGAAGCUCAGCUGGUGUUGUACCAGUUGUAGCAUGUGGUGUUGUUCUGUAAGCAAAGAGAAAAGAGUCUAACUUCUGAGGAGAUAUGGACCUCUGGCUAGUUGAAGGCACUGUGGCCUUGAAGUAGUUCUUCAUAGUUUGCACAAACCGUUCUGCUUAACCAUUGGUCGCUGGGUGGUAAAUCGCAGUUAACUUGUGCUUUAUGUUAUUACACAGUAGCAAAACUCUGAAAUUCAUGGCUCGUGAAUUGGGCCCUGUGACGAGACCAAUCUCGCCACUGUGCAUUGGAGGAGCCUAGUUGCCUGCCUGCUGCCUUUUGACUAUGGACCGGCAUUUAAAUACUUUAUUUUCUAUGCAGAAAGGUCUAUUCAUGUAUUUCUGCCCGGGCGUUCGGUAGAUUCUGUCUACCGAACAAACAGCCGUCUAUUGGCCUCCCAGGAAUCACAGUUAGCUGGCAGGCGCCGUUAAUUGGCCGUCCAGAAGCUGCGGUUAACCGCAGCUUAAUUGACUAUACCGGGUGGCCACGGCUACGCAUACUGAACACUGGAUGGCAGCCGUCUGCAGUUCACACGUGGCCGGUUCAUUCACAGAUUUACUGAAUGAACUCAUUUAACCCAGAUAGCUAUGCCAUGGAGCCUAUUCAUGUAAUAAAAGACUUUGGCUCCAUGGCAAUUGAACUGUAUGUGUGUGGUCUGAGCGCCAUUCAGUAAUAAUGUGCGCUCAGACCUAAGCUAUCUUGGGAUAUGUUGCAUGUCUGUAUUUUAUGUAAUAAAUGUAACCUUGUGUAUUUUAUUGUAUUUUACUGUCUUUUUACUGCCAUGUGCUUAAUGGAGUUUUGCCUCUGUCCUUGGAGAUAAUUGGAUUACUUCCCAGUUAUCUCCAGGAUAGAGAGGAGGGAUUGUGAUGUAAUAAUGGGAGUGUUUUACUGUGUAUUACGUGUUUAUUGGUUGUUUUACAAAACCCUGUGGGUGGUACUAAUGUUUAAGAAUGUGUAUAUAAGAACAAUAAACUCACAACUCUGUCUGUUCACUGCUUGACCCUCAACACGACCCUUGUCUCGUUCUUGGGGGGAUUUACUGUAUGCCGUUAGAGACUGAUUGCCAGUAGUGUUAGCCGCUUGGGUGCUUUUCCUGUUCAGCUUCUAGCAGCUAUUCGUGAGGUUCCAGUUUGGGAGUUUGGAGUGCUACUUUGUAUCCUGUUUGGGAGUUUGGGGUUCUGCGGUAGCUGUGUCUUUGUCUCUGGAAGGGGAACAUCUUCUAAACGGUGGUUUAACCCCUUUUAUGUCUGGGGGGUGCCGUUACAGGCCCCAUUAUCUGUAACAAUCUCCCUGAGAUAACCAAAUGUGGCAAAAAGGUGCAAUAAUAUGGCAAUCAUGGCUUUUGCAGUCGGCUGGGUUAUUGGAAAGACCUCAGACCCUUUCGAGUUGGCGUCAAUUAUAAUCAAGAAGGUCUGCCCUUUUAUUGGACCUGAAAAAUCCAAGUGAAGGCGAAACCAAAGAACCAUGGGCCAAGUCCAGGGCUGAAUACUUCCUUUGGGAGGGUCUCUUGCAGCUUGUGCACAUCCUAUACAAGCAUUGACAUAUGCUGUUAUCUAAGCAUCUAUGUUAGGCCACCACAUGUACCCUCGUGCUUUCUGUUUCAUCCGUGUGGUACCAGGAUGACCAGUAUGUAGCCAGUCAAAGAUAUGUCUCUGGGAGGGAUUUUGGAAUGGUCACUCGUUCUCCCCAUAAGACACAAUUGUCAUUCACAGCCAAUUCCAUUCGCUUCCGGUAGUAAGGUUCGUAAUCUUCUGUAAUAGUCGCUGGGCAGCCAGUUUGUGUAAACGAAAACACAGAUUUCAGAACAUUAUCCUUCACCGUAUGGGCUGCUAUCUCUCCAGAAGUCAGUAGGUGUGUGGUGGUGUACCUACAAGUCUUGACAGCUGAAGAAGAAUCUGGAAGCUGUCAAGCGGGACAUUGCAUUGGCAUUGGCAUUAGCAUCAUGGCUUCGAUAUUGUAUGCGGUAGCUAUACGCGCCCAAGAACAGGGCAUAGGGCUGAAGACCGGCUGCAGUUGUCUGGGAGAUCCCUUUGUCUGGACUAAAUAUCUGAAGUAGAGGUUUAUGAUAUGUUAAUAUGGUGAACUCUCUACCAUAGCGGUAAAGGUGAAACUUCCGAAUUGCCCAUAUCAAUGCAAGUGCCUCUUUAUCAGUCUGAGAGUAGUUGCGUUCUGUCUUUGUCAAUGAUCUCGAGGAGAAAGCCACUGGUUUCUCAGAACCAUCUUGUAGGAGGUGGGAAAGUACAGCACCCAGACCAUAAGGCGAGGCGUCGCAAGCCAAUGUGAGAGACUUGUGGAGGUCGUAGUGUACAAGCAUACGUGAGCCCAAUAGUUUGUUUGGAGACCAUCUGGAGUGUUUCUCUAAAAGCUUAUGCAGUGGGAACAAGGUGUGAGCCAGGUCUGGGAGAAAUUUAUUAUAGCAGUUGAGGAGGCUAAGGUACGAUUUGGGCAGCAUAAAUUUGUGUUUUGCCAAGUUCACCUUGAGACCAUGGACCUGAAGUCUUUGUAAAACCUGUUCUACAUUCUGUUUGUGUUCUUGGUCCGUUCGACCAGUGAUGAGCAUGUCAUCUAAUAGACACUGUGUGAAGGGAAUGUCUGCUAAGAUUGCAUCCAUCUUCCUCUGCCAGAUGGCUGGUGCAGGUGCUAUGCCAAACACCAUCCGGUUGUAUUCGUACAAGCCUUUGUGAGUGUUAAUGGUAAGGUAUUUUCAGGAAGAAGGGUGGAUCUCAAACUAUAGAUAGGCUUGUCGGAGAUCAGUCUUAGUGAACUUCUGUCCCCCAGCAAGUGAAGCGAAGAUGUUAUCUACUCUGGGUAGAGGAUACUGGUCUACAUCCAGUUGAGUAUUCAGUACCAUGCGUAAUUCCCCAUUUGAUUUCUUUACUGGCACAACAGUAAAUAGCUCUACCUUGGAAAUGACACCCUGUUCUUCUAGCCGGAUGAGUUCUGCUUCCAAUCCUGCUCGAAGGGCAAAUGGUACUGUCUGGGCCUUGAAGAACCUAGGUUGGGCAUCCAGUUUUAACUUGAGCUUCAAGGGUUCUUGAUGAUGUCUGGCAUUCCCAGAUGAGCAAUUCAAUCUCUACCAAAGAGAGGUGGUCCUCCGUGUUUCAAAGUAUAUAUUGGUAGUCUCUUUGUCUGACCCUUGUGUGAUACCUCUACCUUUGCACAACCAACUGGGUGGAGGACUGGCAUGGAAUAUGUCUGCAGCUUGAUUGGGGUUUGGCGGAUAGUUGUCUGUAUAUGUAGUUGUCUCCAGUGUUUUUGUGGGAUAACUGAAACUGCCGCUCCUGUAUCAACAUCCAUCUUUAAUGCCUUUCCUUCAAUGGUUACUUCUUCCAUCAUUGCAGGGUUUGAAGAGUGUAGGCGAUGUAUAGUUAAAGGACCACUCUAGGCACCCAGACCACUUCAGCUUAAUGAAGUGGUCUGGGUGCCAGGUCCUUCUAGGGUUAACCCAUUUUUUCAUAAUUAUAGCAGUUUCAGAGAAACUGCUAUAAUUAUGAAUGGGUUAAGCCUUCUAUCCUCUAGUGGCUGCUCAUUGCCAGUUACUAGAGGCGCUUGCUUCUCACUGUGCACAGUGCACGCCAGCGCGAGGAAGGCAUUGUAAAUGCCCUGCGAGCUGAAUGCGCGCUGCCGCUUGCAUUCAGCCGGGCGGCGGAGGAGGAGAGCUCUCCCGCCCAGCGCCAAAAGGUAAGUUUUACCCCUUUUCCCCUUUCCAGAGCCGGGCGGGAGGGGGUCCCUGAGGGUGGGGGCACCCUCAGGGCACUAUAGUGCCAGGAAAACGAGUAUGUUUUCCUGGCACUAUAGUGGUCCUUUAAUCUGUGCAAUGGUUCAUUGUCUGACUCAGAUGAAGAGGUAGGUUUCUCUACCCUGUAUGUUUUCUUCUUGUUUUUCCCGUACAUUCCUACUACGACAGAUUUGUCCUAGCUGGCCCAUUUUUCCGCAGUAGUGGCAAGGUUGGUCUUUAAAUCUACAUGUUUUGGAACCAUGGUCUGUAUUACCACACCGGUAGCAAGCUGGCUUGGUCUGGGUGUGAAUCUGUAUUUGCAGUUGGCCGUAGCUGGUGUGACUGCCGCUCUGAAGACUUCUUUUACUCUCCAGAUGAACAGGUGGAGACCAGUUUGCGAAUGGCUACCACAUAUGCUUUAAUAUCUUCCCCUGACUGCUGCUGCCGUUGGUAAAAGCAGAAUCUUUCUGCAAUUUCCAGUGGGUUGGGCUGGAAAUGAUCCUCUAAUAGUUUUAGCAGUUCCACCAGUAUUUUGCUUGCUGGUUUAUCAAGGAAAGGAAGGUCACUUACAGUGUCAUAUGUUUUAGCUCCCACCAGUGUCAGGAAUACAGCUACCUGCCGUUCAGGGGCUAUGGUGUUUGCACUGAAGUAAUGCUCUAAUCUUUCUGUCCAGGAUCUUUGCUCCCCAUCAAACUCACAGUGCCAUGUCCUGGCUGGAUGCUGUGUGGCUGGCUGUAUGUAGUGAGAUUACCUCUUAUUUUCUAAUGCAGGCUUGGUAGGGCCUUUGUACAUCCCAUCUUCGUCGCCACUGUUAUGGUCCUGACUGCUUCACAUAUGAGACCAGUAGUUUUAUACAACCUUGCUUUAUUGCUGAACAUUUACUGUAUAAUCAGUCUUAUUAUAACUGACAGGAACAUAGGAGUAAAACAUCCUCUGUGCAGCACUGCAUCACACUCACAUACUCAAGAUGACUGCCAUGCUCUCUGACCUGUGAGUCAUCACAGGGGUAGAGCCACUAGUUAAAGUGAGAGGGCAGUGUCCUACAUUCCAGGUAUAACACAUACCUAAUAUUCUGUCUUUUCUGCAGGAUGGGUUUCUAGCUGGUGUAGGUGUAUCAACACUUAAAGUCCAGAUUUCAUCCUUGAGUCACUUCCUUGUGUCCUUGUGCAUGAUGUAGCUUCCAACCGUCAUAUCCGCAGAUAUUUUAAGUCAAUCUUGCUGAAACGACCUCCUAAGCUUUCAACUUUUCCUACCUAGGAUUUUUCGUUGGUCAUUCAGGCUCUUUGUGAACCUCCAUUUGAACCAUUACAGGAUGAUUCUUUGAAGAUGCUGUCACUCAAGACUAUAGUCUUAGUGGCUGUAACUUCCGCAAAGAGGAUAGGAGAACUGCAGACUCUUUCUUCAGCAUCUGAGUUUACCAUUUCCCACCAAGACAAAAUGAUCUUGAAUCCCAGGCCUUACUUUUAACCUAAAGUUAUUUCAAGGAAAUCUAUGGGCCAGCCCAUUGUUUUGCCUUCCUUUUGCCAGUCUCAAUCUUCACAGUUGGAAAGAAAGUGGCAUCUUCUAGAUGAUCUUUGGAAAUCUAGCUUCGGAGGUCACAGGACUUUAGAAUCUCAGACCACCUUUGUCACAUUUCAAGGCUCUAGUAAAGGUAGAGAAGCCUUCAGACCUACAAUUGCCAGGUGGUUAACAGAAGCUAACAAAUUGGCUUAUGAAACCCAUGGUACUCCCCUCAAGUUUCCAUUAAAGGCACACUCCACGAGGGCGAUGGCUACUUCCUGGGCAGAAAAAUGUGCAGCUUCCCCUGAAGACAUCUGUAAGGCGACUACUUGGUCUUCAUUCCAUACCUUCAUAAAACAUUAUAGGCUGGACAUAUUCUCUUCCUCUGAAGCUGCUUUUGGGCAAAUGGUGCCUCAAGCAGUAGCCUACUGAAUUCCCACCCUAUUUUGUUUCAGGGAUCUUGCUAUAUCCCACUUAUUACAGUACUUCCACUAUACGUGAGGAAAAACAGUAAUUUUACUUACUGUAAAUUCCUUUUUCCUUAGUAUAGUGGCAGUACUGCCAUAUCGCUCCUCUUUUUUUGUAUGGAUUAAAUUAUUUAGUUUAUGGUCUCUGGUUCUUUUGGGUUUUUUUUUUCUCGUUUUUUUUAUUCUUUAUUUUUCAUGCGAGCAAGGCAAAGACAUAUGACAGUAAUGACAUGUUACAGAAUGAUAUAACAUAGGUAAUGCAAGGCGUCAUGGAUUUACAGUUCGCAUCUUUUGUAAGGUAAAUGAGCUGAGAAGUCAUAACGAGGGAUGUGGGUUGAACUUGGGAGAGUGUGGACCACUCAUCUGUGUGUGUUAACAGCACCACCGUCUGUGAACUUCUGGCCUUGGAGAUAUAGAGGCCUGGAUGUGGUGACUAUAUGUCAUCGGUGUUCCUUGACCUUUGGGAUUAGUGGUGAGUGUGUUCUUAGGCGUGAAAAUUUUGUAAUCUAGUCUGUAUAGAGUACUAUUUUAGUUGUGCCGUUGGAAGGUUUUGUGCAGUUGCCAGUUCUCUGGUUAGUAGAGGGUACUUCGGUUGGCAUGGCAAAUAUCACUUUGGUUUGUGAAGUGGUGUGUGCUAGAGAAUGAUGCCUAUAUUAAACUGGACUAGGAAAUGUUAUUUGGUGCAGUCGGUUUGUAGAUUACUAGUGGUGGAGGUCUAGUCGAGUAGGAGCCUUAGUUGGUCAGAAGGCCUAGAUGAACCAUCUUAGGGAUAGUGUCGCUAUUUGGUUGUGUGUGGAUCGUGAGGGAUGCGCUCCUAUAAUAGUAAAACCCUGUAUCCAUGGGGUGAUGAGGGGGAGGUGUUUUGGCACCGGAGCAUUAAAGCUUAUUGUAGGGAAAUUUGUGCGUUGCAAUGCAAUAUUUAGCAAGUAAAUCAUAUUAAAAUGAGCAAAAAAUAAAGAAAGCAUAAUAUAUAAGUAACUUAAACAACUGAGUUGGUGAAUGGGGUGUCAUAGCAGACCGCAACGGUUAACUUGUAGAAGGGCUGGUGUUGCUGAGAGUUGUCUCAGGUUGUGGUUCCUCCCGUUACCCCGGGUCUGGUGCGAGCUGUGGUGCUUGUGCUCUGUGGUUGUGGGUUAGGCGUUGGCAUAGAGUUCUCAUGUUGUUGGGGGAGUCCCAAUGCUGCCAGCAAGGCUGGGCCCUCUCUUGGAUCAGUGGCUUUAUAGUGUUUACCUUCUUUCGUCACCCAUAUUGCCCCAGGUGUUGCCCAUCUGUAAGCAAUUCCAGCUAGUCUAGUAAUUGAUUGCAUAUUCUUGCGCCACAGUAACGUAGCCCUGCUUAAGUCCUGAAAAACUCAGAGUUGGCACGAUUCAAAUUCAAAGGGGGUUUUUCCCUGCAAAGCAGCCAGCAGUCCCAGUUUGUCUGUCAUAGUUUGGCACCGCAAGAUAAGGUCCCGUGGUGUUGUGGGGGGGCUUGUGGGGAUUUAGAGGUCCUGUAGAUUCCGUUGAAUGAGAAGGCUUUGGCUUGUCUCGUUGGCAGUACUGCCGCCACUAGGCGUCUGAUAAAGUUAGGUAGUUCUUCUAGUGGUAUGGAUUCCCUGACCCCUCUUAUCUUGACAUUCUUGCUUCUGCCCCUGUCAUCAAGUAUGUUGACUUGCCUGGCCAUGGUUGCCUGAGUGGCUUGCAGUAGUCUUACUGUCCCCCAAGGUGUUUAGGUCGUUAGUCUUUAACCUCUUCUUCGGUAGCCUGGGUGCGUGUGGUCACCACUUGACCUUUGGUAGUUAGUACAGCCAGGUCUGCUUCCCACAUUUUCCUGAGGCUGUGCUGUAGGCCUGUCAGCCGGUGUACAGCCCUGUGGGAGCUCUUGAGGUCUGGGGCUCUGUAAGGGGCUGUCAUGUGGGUCCCCCGUUUCUGAUGGCUGUGGGGAGGCCUCUCAGGGAGACAGGGCCUGCAGCACAUUAGGCGUUUGUAGCAUUUGGCCUAUAUCCUGCUGUGUCUUCAGGGUGAUUGGGGGCGGUUUGUGCAAUCUGCGACCCAUCUCACCUUCGGUAAAUGUACCUAGUGGUGUCUCCUCCGGACUGAAAGUACUCCACGGCCAGAGCCCUCCGGCAAAGUCUCCCUGCUGCCUUACUGCCUCAGUGUCUGGUUUUUGCGCCCAGUGACUUAAAGAACGGCAUCUGCCGGAUCUGUGAAAUUCUCUGCCACCUAUGGCGUGUCGGGUUGCCGGGUAUUUUGCAAGUCCUGAUAUUUGGCUGAUUAAGGUACGGUUUCUCGGAGCUUGGGGAAAUGGCUGUAGCGGAACGCCAAUAUUAAAUCCACGAAUUCCGCUGGGUCAGGAAGUAAUCCACAGUCAAGCGCUGGAAAAAGCAAGGCAAUAUCCCAAACCUCCCAGUAACCGGACGAAACACAGUUCUGAGAGUCAACUGAGGUCUUUAUUUUCAGCUCCACAAUUUAUACAAGUCCCCAUGCCAAGGGGUUUCCUGAGUCCCCUCCCAGGGGCAUUCCCAGAGGGGACUACAUGGGGGACUUACUGUACAGGGCUUUUCUCCCAUCAGGCACUGCUGCACGAAAGGGAUCCUCCCACAGGAAUGUACCGUUAAGUGGAUUAUCCCUCCGUGCAGCAGAACCGACAAUUUACAUUAAAAUCCAUAACUCUUUGAAUAUGCAGUUCAUUUAAAUGAAUGGACGUUCGGUAGAUAGCUGGGGUCUGAGCGCAUCAUUCGUGAGAUUACCGCUCAGAUCCCAGCUAAACCAACCGAACGCCGCACGAAAAACACAUUCAUUAAAAUACAGGUUCAAAAUACCGAUUGCCUUCCAGGGAACAAAAUACCGAACGGCCUGGAAGCUCAGCGGUGUUCGCGCCGUCGAGUAGCCGUUUUUAGUACCAUGCGCUCGACGACCAAACAUCGCUGAGGGAACAAAGGAUCCAAGAUGGCCGACCACCGCAUGGUCGGUAGUCGAACGGCGGCCACCUAGGAGAGCCUCUAAUUACCGAUUGCAACAUUGUUGCAAUCCGUUAACAAGUGCCACACGCCUCUAAGUGUGUGGGCUACUACAUGGGGGUAUUUUCGGUUCACGAACGGCCCGCAAAAGUGCCGUUCGUGAAACGAAAGAAAAUACAAUACAUACAACUAUCUGCAUUCGGCAGAUAGCCCAUACAGCACAUACACGUUAAUUACAACCAGCAUACAUUCUACAUAGUUAAGCACAUAUCCCACAACCAUACAGGCAACCCUUAAAGGCACAGUCUCUUUAUAGUGUCCAAGUGGCUAUGUUUGCCACAAUGGCGUCUGCUCUGGUGUGCUGCUAGGCUCCACCCCCUGGUUCUUUUUAAUGACUGGGGAGCCUUGGAGGUACAGGGGUAAUAAGGGAAGCUGCACGCGGGAUCUCAAUUGAAUAUUUAAAUUUGAGGGAGAGCUUCUUGUCCACUGGAGAAGAUACAACCCACUUGUUACAGUACUGCCACUACAGGGAGUGCAGAAUUAUUAGGCAAGUUGUAUUUUUGAGGAUUAAUUUUAUUAUUGAACAACAACCAUGUUCUCAAUGAACCCAAAAAACUCAUUAAUAUCAAAGCUGAAUAUUUUUGGAAGUAGUUUUUAGUUUGUUUUUAGUUAUAGCUAUGUUAGGGGGAUAUCUGUGUGUGCAGGUGACUAUUACUGUGCAUAAUUAUUAGGCAACUUAACAAAAAACAAAUAUAUACCCAUUUCAAUUAUUUAUUAUUACCAGUGAAACCAAUAUAACAUCUCAACAUUCACAAAUAUACAUUUCUGACAUUCAAAAACAAAACAAAAACAAAUCAGUGACCAAUAUAGCCACCUUUCUUUGCAAGGACACUCAAAAGCCUGCCAUCCAUGGAUUCUGUCAGUGUUUUGAUCUGUUCACCAUCAACAUUGCGUGCAGCAGCAACCACAGCCUCCCAGACACUGUUCAGAGAGGUGUACUGUUUUCCCUCCUUGUAAAUCUCACAUUUGAUGAUGGACCACAGGUUCUCAAUGGGGUUCAGAUCAGGUGAACAAGGAGGCCAUGUCAUUAGAUUUUCUUCUUUUAUACCCUUUCUUGCCAGCCACGCUGUGGAGUACUUGGACGCGUGUGAUGGAGCAUUGUCCUGCAUGAAAAUCAUGUUUUUCUUGAAGGAUGCAGACUUCUUCCUGUACCACUGCUUGAAGAAGGUGUCUUCCAGGAACUGGCAGUAGGACUGGGAGUUGAGCUUGACUCCAUCCUCAACCCGAAAAGGCCCCACAAGCUCAUCUUUGAUGAUACCAGCCCAAACCAGUACUCCACCUCCACCUUGCUGGCGUCUGAGUCGGACUGGAGCUCUCUGCCCUUUACCAAUCCAGCCACGGGCCCAUCCAUCUGGCCCAUCAAGACUCACUCUCAUUUCAUCAGUCCAUAAAACCUUAGAAAAAUCAGUCUUGAGAUAUUUCUUGGCCCAGUCUUGACGUUUCAGCUUGUGUGUCUUGUUCAGUGGUGGUCGUCUUUCAGCCUUUCUUACCUUGGCCAUGUCUCUGAGUAUUGCACACCUUGUGCUUUUGGGCACUCCAGUGAUGUUGCAGCUCUGAAAUAUGGCCAAACUGGUGGCAAGUGGCAUCGCGGCAGCUGCACGCUUGACUUUUCUCAGUUCAUGGGCAGUUAUUUUGCGCCUUGGUUUUUCCACACGCUUCUUGCGACCCUGUUGACUAUUUUGAAUGAAACGCUUGAUUGUUCGAUGAUCACGCUUCAGAAGCUUUGCAAUUUUAAGAGUGCUGCAUCCCUCUGCAAGAUAUCUCACUAUUUUUGACUUUUCUGAGCCUGUCAAGUCCUUCUUUGACCCAUUUUGCCAAAGGAAAGGAAGUUGCCUAAUAAUUAUGCACACCUGAUAUAGGGUGUUGAUGUCAUUAGACCACACCCCUUCUCAUUACAGAGAUGCACAUCACCUAAUAUGCUUAAUUGGUAGUAGGCUUUCGAGCCUAUACAGCUUGGAGUAAGACAACAUGCAUAAAGAGGAUGAUGUGGUCAAAAUACUCAUUUGCCUAAUAAUUCUGCACUCCCUGUAUACUAAGGACAAAAGAAUUUACGGUAAGUAAAAUUACUGCUGUUUUUACACAUUCAAUGCAACCAGUUAUAAAGAACUCAAAAUAGAUUCAUAUAUCAGUUCUGUUAAAUGCCUCCAGUUAUCCACUGAUAUUUGGGCUGCCUGGUAUGAGAAGGGAUUUAACCCUGCUCCAACCAAAUCUGCAGGGUAUUCCAUGCCUUCCUACGGAUAUUUAAGCCCACUUUGUGUAGGACAGCAAGGAACGUGCCAACAUCAUUAAGGGGUUAAAAUAAGCAAGAUGGUUUGGAAAACACAACAGUGACAUUAGACAUCAAAAGAUCACCCUUAUUUGCAGCAGAUAUAUAUUUUUCGCAAAAUGCAAAACCACUUUGACGAGAGACCCUGAUUGUAAACGUGUUUUGUUGUUUGUAUCCCAAAAUUACUUGCUUACUGUUACCCAGUUGGAUUGAAGCAAUUGCAUGCCAAAUACUGAUGUAAUUCCACAUUCUUAUAUGUUAAUUAUAUUGUAUUGCCUGGAUCUACAGUUAUGAAUGUUCCCAUAUAUCUUUUUUUCCUAAAUGUUUUGGUUAUGUCUUUUUUUUUUUCCUCUGUAUAUUUUCAAAUGUUCUAAAAUCAAAUGACUUCAAAAGACUUUAGAAAUGGAACCUUCCCUUUUUCAUUUUUGACCACUGACUGCCAUAGCAACCACAUCUUUGAGGCUGACUGCAAAUAAGCUUAAUCAAACUGUUGCAGUGUCUGUAAACCCCCCACCCCUCCAAAAAAAAUUAUAUCCUUUUGGGAAUAUAUCAGUACAGGGUAGAUUUUAUUAACAAGAGCAGCAUUUAUAGCAAAUGGGUUAGAAGAAACUCCUUUUAAAUAUGUUCAUGAGUUGAGUCUUUUGGUUCUUUUGAGUAGGUUCAUGCCAAAUGGAUUUUGGAUACAGACUCUUUCAACGAAUGGAUGAAUGAGGAAGACUAUGAAGUGAAUGAUGAGAGGAGCCCGGUUACUCGCCGUAAGAAAAUAUCUGCCAAGACCUUGACUGAUGAGGUAAUCAAAUUCUUAACUUCCUGAUAUAUGCCUUUUUAUAGAACAAUGUUGUUGGAUAACCACAUCCAUCGUAGGGGACUAAAGGUCAUUUAAGUGGUUCAAGUACAAUAUCUGAAGAGCCUUGGUAUCCAACCGUUGCCACAUGAAUUGGGUUUAAAUCCAUGAUUCCAUAUCUUAUUCUUACUCUCAAUAGUUGCAGGCAUUAUUUCAAUUUUGCAAUACCUUCUUUUGUUUGUUUUUUUACUUUUAAUUUUACAUUAAAAGUUUUGAGGCAAAGGAUGAUAAAAACAAGAGGAAGGAAAGAAAACGAGGGAAUAAGGUGUUACCACACUUUCUCAAAGACCAUUCUCCAAUUUUCUCUCACCAUUCAUAAAGAUUCAGAAAGAACAGAUAUAUUUCUAUACUUGAUGUGUCAUGAGUGCAUUUUUUUUUUUUAAAUAAACCGCAAGUAGAGGUAUAAUUAAAUAGGUUUUACAUUUGAAAUCCCCAUUGACUUUAGUUAAGGUUUAUUUUCAGUAAUCACGCAGUUGUAUAUUAUCAAAAAAACAUGUCCAGAGAGACACUAUCCUGCACGGCAGGGGUAUUUCAGUUCACAAAACAUCAACGAGGUUAAUGGGUGGCUGUGAUAGAACCAUAUUAAAGCUAGUUGUUUUUUUUAAAGCAAAAUUAAUUACUGUAUAUUUUCAGAAGACUUUUGCAAAGUUCAUAUUAUAAUAAAACCGACAGUCAUGUUUUCAGGUUUAGAAUAAAGUUGUUUUUUCAAUGAAGAGAUGUAGAAGUUUUGUAAAGAGACCUCAACUAUUCAUUAAGUGUAGAUUGAUUGUGGGUUUCUUUUAGUUAUAAUUUUCUUUUCCUGUAAGAGAGGCAACCCAUAAUACUUGUUGGAGAUCGGAUGUUCAGGGGAUAGAGGGGAAAUAUUAACUUUUUGUUGCUGCUUAAUGGUAGUAGUCUUUGCUUUAUAUUGUUUGACAUAAAUCUUUAUAAAUUAUUUUGGAAACUUCAGUUGUUUUUGCUUCAUUUGUUGUUCUUUAUCAUGUCUAAAGGUAAGCAGUCCAGACUCCGACCGCAAGGACAAGAAAGGACCUAACUACAAGAAGAGAAAACGCUCACCCUCACCUCCACCCAGUGCAGAGGCAAAAAAGAAAAACGUCAAAAAGGGGUGCGUAAUUGUCCAUAGUAUAUAGUGUAUUUUAAUUAUCUAUAUUGUCUAUUUUGCACUUGCAAGAUGUAAAUAAAAAUUUCUGUUCUACGUGGUGCUAUCAAAUUAUUGGAAAGUUGAAGUUCUAUGACCAGAGAUCUCAUGAAAGCAUCCAGGUACAUUAACCUCGAUUGUGCCUUUAAAUUGAUGAGUGCAGUCGGCACAGUUAUAUUUUAUAGACCAUAUAGGAAGCAUGAUAAAGAUAGGAAAAUGUUGUCAUGUGAUCUGUUAAUUUAUUAAAUUGGCACUCAUAGCACCUUAACUGCUACAGGUCAUUGUAGUGGUUAAGAUACGACAAGUCAAUGGCAGACUAUUAUUAACAUCUAGACUGGAUGCAAUCAAUCUUGAUAAAGUGCAGUUUCUGCAUUAUCAGUUCUGCUUCUAUGAAGUCUAGCAAAAAGAAUCUCUGGGGAACUCAUAAUUUUAUAGCACCACUGAGCAGUAGUGGUGACGAUGCUUUUAGUGUCCUUUUAAUUAAAUAUAACUUUACAUUAUCGUCAUUUCAAAAUGUUCCAUUAGGUGAUCCAUUGCUGUAUGUGACCUCUUUUGCAGGUAGGAUGCUGUACCUUAGCCACUGCUAUCUAUCCAUUCCUUAUAUCAAUAUAUUUUCUGGCAAAGAUAGUCCAGUCAUAGUUUCCUUUUAUGUUGCAUUGCUUUAUUUAUAUAAGUUGGUAAUGUUCCUUGACUGAUGCUGUUGAGACUUUCAUGUUUCAGACCAGCUACUCCUUAUACCAAGUCCAAGCGAGGUCACCGAGAGGAAGAGCAAGAAGAUCUCACUAAGGACAUGGACGAACCCUCUCCUGUUCCUAAUGUGGAAGAAGUUACACUUCCUAAAACAGGUAAAAGUGCCUUCUCAGAUACUUUUCUGUUUUCAUGUCACAUAUGGUAUCAGUUCAUUAGUAGAAAGGUCCAAAAAUUCAAAUUUUCAAGAUAAUUCUUGGUACAAAUCCAGAAGAAGUCAAACAAUCCACCCUUGCCUCUUUGAGCUACUCUUAUGUUGCCUAGAUGGUAUGGAGGAAUUACUUCCUUUGUUACUCUACGUGCAGGUGUGGACCAAGCUCUUUUAAAUGUAAAUAUUGAUCUAUGAAUACCCCUCCUUACCAGGAAAGUACCAAAUCUUCUCUGUAAGAUAUAACUCUUCCCCAGGUUCUGCCUUAGAUAUAAGAAAAAUAAUUUCCCUAUGUUUAGAGUUUAUACUGUUCUUCUUUCAAUCAAAUAAUGCUAUAAUUUCCUAUUCCACUCUAGUAAACACCAAGAAAGACUCUGAGUCUGCUCCAGUGAAAGGAGGCACCGUGACGGAUUUAGGUAAGUGCUUAUUGGUAUAAUUGUAUGUAUGUUUGAAAGUGCAGUGUAUAAACUAGAUCAGAUGGCUGAACUGUACAACAAUAUUUUGUGAAAAGAGAAUCCUGUCACUCCUCUUCUUUUGCUUGAGUGCACUUGUUUGUAAUCUCCUAAUGGUUCAUGUGUAUUACAUUAUUAUUGUCUGCAGAAUAGUCUAAUGGAGAGGUUUCAUUGCAGUGAGGGACAGUUUAGCAUUUCGUCCUUUUUAUGGUCCAUACAAUGAGUUUUAGUAAUAUAUACUAUUCAGUUGCAGUGCGAUUAAAUCAGAUUGUGAGCAAAGUGUUUUGAUUUCCCUGGGAAAAAAUAUUAUAUCAAAUAGAUUAUAUUGUUCCUGUGUUUUAUAUAUUCUGACUGCCCUAAGGAAGCCUGCACCUAUUUCCUUCCAUACCCAUGCUGGGAAUGCCUUUGACCCACAACCAACAUGAGGUGUCCAAGACUUUGAUGCAUGGGGUUUCUAUUUGGUAUAUGUGAGAAUCAGGAAUUUUAUAAAUGCUUCACUUGUUAUAAUGCUUUACUGACCCACAGUCUAAAAAACAAAACCAAACCCAAAACUUUGUGUGUAUUGAGUGAAACAAUCCUUAUGCAAAGCUUUUUCCUGCUGAGUAAGUUAAUCUGGAAGGCUUUAUCAUAUUCCUUUGUCUAAGGACCUGGACGUCUGAAAAGUGUCAGGAUGUUUUUCUUUUUUUGUCUUUUUGUUCCCCCUGUUUAAUUUUGUGUCCAAUAAACUUCAGCUUGGAUUUUAGUGAGCACUUGUUGUGGCGUGUUUUUCUUUUUUUCCUUUGAGACUUUAUCCCAGGUGCCAAAAUAACUUGGUCAGAAAUCUUUAAAGGGACCAUAUGGGCAUGGAACAGGUCUGGGUCUCAUUAAUAAGCUGUAGUUUUGCAUCCUUAGAUCUUUGUAAUUUUAGUAAAAUAAAUAAAUGUUUGGAAGAAUGCUGCUCCAUAACCACGCACUCCUUAUGCCAGAAAAAAGAUUUGAUAUCAAUGUACAUUCACAACUCAACCUCUGAUAGCGCUGAAUGAGCUGAACUAGAAAGCAGACUGCAGUAGAAAGGAGAGGACACCCAAACAGGCACAGAAUAAGGAUAUCACAACAUGCAUGUCUGUAGUUUAUCUCACUUCCUGCAGCUUGCUUUUGGAUUAUAUGAAGCAGCUUAAUUGUAUAUCACAACAUCACAACUGUGAUAAUCUUUCGACUAUGAUUGAGAAUCACAAAGGUUUUCACUAAAGUGAGAUUUAUCGGGAAAACGUAACUGAAUUUUUUUCUGAUUCCUAAAAAGCUAAGAUGGGAUGAGAAUUGAUAAGAAUAAAGUAAACCUUUAAUUAUGAAAAUGGAAAACGACAACAACAGUAAUGCAAGGCUGCGCCAAAGUAUAUCAAUGUGGACUACAGAUAUUAUAAAGCAUAUAAAUGAGACAUAUAAACUAUUCUGUUUGCACUCUUUUUAUGUCUCAUUUAUAUGCUUUAUAAUAUCUGUAGUCCACAUUGAUAUAUUUUGGCACAGCCUUGCAUUACUGUUGUUGUUGUCGUCUUCCAUUUUCAUUAUAGAGGGUUACCCUCUGCUAGGCCGCUACCCAUCCACUUUUUAUUAUUAGCGCUAACCUCCUUUAUCUUUUUACAUCUUUAUUUAUGAACAAUGUAGUAAAAGCCAAACUGAAUAAACAUAUAAAUGAUCUAAAAAUAUAUAUAUACUCAGUUAUAAUUAUAUAUCAGUUGUUCCCAAACUAGUCCUCAUGGCCCACCAACAGUUCAGGAUUUAUGUAUUUCCCUGUUUUUUUCCAGUGGAGAUAUUGACAAAACCUGAACUGUUGGUGGGUCUUGAGGACUGGUUUGGGAAAGACUGAUAUAGAGUAUAACUUUUUAGACCAUUUAUAUUCCUUAUAUUAAAAAUAAUAAUGAAAUAUCACUCCGUACAUUCCUUCAAACGUUAUUGCCUAAUCUAGUAACUGGGAUAAUAAAUUAAACAUAAACAUGUUUCCAAGUCGAAUUUCAAUUAGCAUAGGGCUACAUUAUUAUUGAUGGAAAAACAAUACAUUCAAAGAUAAGUAUAUAAUAUAGAAGUGCCCACAGGCUAAGCUUGCUUUUUAAAUUUGUUCUGUAAAAUAUGCUGUUCUAACAUAACAUUGUAUCAUUCCAAAGUUACACAAAUACAAACUAACAUUAGUCUAAGUGGCACGAUUGGUUAGAGCCAAUGUUUCAUACAAAACAACUAUGGUCUUCCCCAAAACAGAAGGAAAAACACUAGUGUGUGUGAACUGACACUAAAAUACAGAUUAUAUAGUUCAGUUCAUAUAUACAAAUGGCACUAAUAAUCAAGAGGCAAAACUUAAACUAAAAGAAAUCUCUAAGAAUAGAAUAAAUUAAUAAAUGGGAAUAAACUGCUAUGUGUCAGCCUGUAGGAUACAUUUUGGUAUAUUAAUAGUUAAUUAAAUCACCCAUACUAUAAUGUAUAAAUUAGUAGACACCCUCUUACAAACACUGUAAUAGAAAGAGAAAUGAGGAGGUCAUAUACAGAGACUUAGGGGAGUCAGGAUUCCAGAAUAGGUGAAGGUACAAGUUGCUUUAAUCAGAAACAGAUAUCUAUCUGUUGUAAUAAUGCUAAUCUAAAACUGAGAUGUACUCCAAAGCAUGUUUCACCUUGCUCAUCAGGGGAUGUCUACCUAAAAGAAUGUGGUUUUAUGCUUACAUGUAUGAUAGAACCGCUUUAGCAUUCAACCUCUCUAGCGGACAGUAGCUCAUUUAAUUCAAACUUUAACUAAAGCCCUCAGCAGAGAGAUUCUUAUUAUUUAUGCUACCAGAAAAGUUGGCAACAUUUAUUAUAAAACUGAUCAUUCAAAUUGUGAUAGCAGUUAGCACAGUACUGACAUAAAACUAGGCCAAUAACAAAGUCUCUACUAGAUAAGUUAUUUAGUGCAUAUCCCUAAAUGGCUCAUACAACCAAUUAAAUACAAAUAAAGCCUGGUUCACGUAGAACUCAAAUCUCAUCCUUCUUAAUAAGCUCCCUGUUUGCCAUAUUAUGUAAUAACUGUUCGGAAUCUUUUUUUAAUUUGGUUAACAUUGACUGUUGGUACAUUUUACUAAAUCUCUUAAAAGCAAUAUCAUAUGACUGAUAUUUUUACCAUACAAGCAUUGUUAAACAAAUAAACCUUGGCAGGAAAAAAGAAAUCCUACCUCUUGUUUUUAUUUCUGUUGUCCAUCGCUCACUUUUUGUGUACAGAUAUUUUUUGUAUCUUUUGUGAACUCUGUAUUUGUAUGGCAUGCAAAACCUUAAAGGAACACAAUAGACACCAAAACAACAUCAUCUAAAGAGUGCCUCCAGACACCAUAACCUUAAGGGAUUAAACCGUUCUUAAAUGGUUUAACUCCAAAGAUGCCUCCAACAAUGGUCUCCAUUUCUCCCCUGGCAACUUAUAUUGUCUGAAUUGUCAGAUUCAGAAAGCACAGAGUGUCGCUGGGCAUGGGCGCUGCUAUAUGGCUUAGAGCGAUCAGUUGAUGCUCUCAGCCAAUCGGCAAGUCCCCAUUCACUAAACCUGCUUGCUUGAAGAUGUUUAUACAUAGUUUUGUUAAUGCACGUUUUAACACUGUGUUUCCACUCUGUGUUCCUUUCAGAUAACCUUCCAUGGGAUGUAAUGUUUAUACCAUAUGGCUGAAUUACUCUGCUUAGUUGUAGUAUACAAUGACUUAAUUUGACCCACAACAUAACUGCAGAAAGCCAGAUAAACUACAGACAGAUAGAGAUAUCCUUUCUAUUCGACUGCCUGGGUUUCCUCUGCUUUUAAUGUUGGCUUUUUAAAAAAAAUUUAAUUCUUUAUUUUUCCUGUGCAAGAGAUUACAAUCAGGUUCACUAUGUCACAAUAGCUGUUGGAAACAUUGCAAGAAAUAACAAGACCAGAAAUAACAUUGCAUAGUGGAUAUCGUGCACCUAUUUUUAGGUAUCGAAAAAAUACAAGAGUGUCAAACGAUUCAGGCAUGUCUAACUAUGAGGUUAUUAAUCAGAUUUGCAGACAUGUGGGGCUAGCUAGGCAUGUGGACAGUGAAGAGAAUCCAUACCUUUGUCUCCUGGCUCAGCUGUCUUGCUUCUAGUGUGGCCCAGAAUCAGGCAAAGAUACGAUCAAGAUUCACCAGUGUUGUCGCUAUGUGGGCCUCAGGUGAGGAUUCAGCUGCGGUCGCCGCCAUCUUGUGCACCUCUGUGUACUAAGACUCUCAGUGGCGGUAUUUGUUAGAUGAGGAGGUGGAUCCUCCUGAGACCGGGAUGACCCCCACCAGUUGAAAAGGGGGAGGGAGGAAGAGUGCAGAAGACGGCAGGUUUCGCAAGAGUCUGCGCCAGGAGAGCGGUCGUCUCUCCGGCGUCUUAGUCACUUGUAGGCCGGAAGAGGUAAGUUGCCGGUGGUCCAGGCGAGGGAAGUCCUGAAUCUGGUAUUGUUUGGUUCACCAGUGUCCCCACUGUGCGGUACCCGGUUUGUGGUGGCUAGAUCUUCUGUUUGACUGGAGAAAAUCAUUAAAUAUAACGUGGAGCCCGGGAGUUCAUUCAGCAUGCGUCCUCUUGGCUAGCCAGUCAAGCUCCACCCCCGUAAAGUUGACUUUUUGGCUAGCAGCUUAUUCUGUGCUGUGUGGGGCUGACCUGUGUACACUAAUGAGGAAUUCGUUUUCAGCAUUGAGGAGGUGUGACUAAGGAGGCAGGCUUAUGAUGCAGCAUUCUGCAAAACAUUUAUUGCAAAAUGGAAAAAAAAUAAUACAUGCACAAUUUGUAAUACAACAUAGGACAAAAUCAGUACAUUAAAGAUGUAUUGGUCCCUAUAGUGUCCAUUUAAGUGUGUGUGUGUGUGUGUUGUAAACCUAAAGCCAUCUCAGAACUCUGCACAGAUUCCGAAAAGAGGUCUUUCUUACCAAAAAGCACACAAAUGCUUCCUUGGUGAAUUGUGUCACUGAAUGUGCCCAAAAUAAGUGACCUUGGGAAUUAGGGUGGGGCCGUUUAAAGGCGGUGUGUGUCAGUUUACUGACAGCCUCCCUGGCCAGCCCCACUCAGGGCACACCAUGCACAGAGCAGUGCUGAAGCACUUUUGGCAUAGUCUUAGUGCUCUCAGCAUAGCGUGUGUGCUUCUAAUGAUAUACUCACUGGAUGCAGGAGAUCACGAAACGAACGGGGGAUAGCAGAACAAGAGCCUGAAAUUGGGACAUUCCCUUGGAAUUUGGAACUUUUGGGCAGUGUGCAACACCAAAAGAGAAAAAGACUGUGUGGUAUUGUAGUAUAUUCUUCUGAUUUCAGAGUUUCUCUGUUUUCCUGUCUUGCUUUUACAGAUGAACAAGAGGAUGAAAGUAUGGAAACUGUGACCAAGGUAUGAGUAGCAUCUUACAUAACAUCUACAUGCACUUGUUUUUUGGUUUUUUUUGUGGGUUUUUUUUUUUUUUUUUUCGGUUUUUAGAACACACUAAUCACUACUAGUUAAAAUUACCUGUUCAAUUUUGUUCCCUGUAGGACGAGGAUGAGAACUCAUCAGGGAACAAAGGAGAACAAAUCAAGACUUCCGACCUUCAUGAGGACAACGUGACUGAACAAACCCAUCAUAUUAUUAUCCCCAGCUAUGCUGCCUGGUUUGAUUACAAUAGGUAAUUCAGAUAGGCUUGUCUAUUUAACUUACAAGUUCCCCUGUUAUGAUUAUGGUGUGCAUUUUAUUGUGUGCUUGGAAAACUUCAUGUCAAAGCCCUAUUGGGUUCAAUUUUAACAUAUUUGUACCUUUCCCUCUCUGACAACCGGUCAUUUUUAAUAUUUUUUCCUAUCUGAUGCCUUUUUCUUUGCAGUGUUCAUGCCAUUGAACGUCGGGCACUACCAGAAUUUUUCAACGGCAAAAAUAAGUCAAAAACCCCAGAGAUGUAAGUUCUACCGGUCAUAGAACAAGCUAUGAUGGAUUUGCUGGGGCUAUAUGACUCAUAAAUUCAUCAUUAUAUGGAAGACUUUAAAGUUAAACACUCUAGUUGUGUACAUAAAGAUUUGACGAACUGGAUAGAAAAACAUCAUCUUAUUACUGUGUGCUAUAAGUCAUGUAAUAGGCUACAAACUUGAUUUGGUGGGAAUGCAUUUAACCAUAUUUGGUGCCAUACUGGCCUGUCAAAACUAAUUGUUCACUUUCAAUCUCUUUUGUUUUGUAUUGUUAUAUACUUAUAAAACUUUAUAUUGGGUUAAAAUGACAUUGUUCAUUAACCUUUUUUUCAUAAUGUUAUUCAGAACUCCUUCAGCUUUUAGACAGUUGUUUAUUUUUAAAUAUAUCUUUAGAAUAUUAUUAAUAUAUCACAAUUAAAUAGUUUUUUUUUUUUCCUUUUAUCCCACCUUGCUUUAUUGUAAAAUGUGUGUGCUUUUAUGUCACAGGAUCCUCAGUGACAAAACAAACACACGUCAUUCACUCUAACUCAUUCAGUACCUCAAAGAGAUCCAAUGAUUUAAAUUUUGGGGGAUUUUUUUUUCUCAUCCAUCCCGGUAUAGAGUGUGUGAGAAAAUAAAGAUUUUGGAAUUAAAAUGAAAAGGAGUUAUUAUGAACUCAAAAGUGAAUUUAGACACAUCAUGUCACAACCUUGCUCCGAGAUCAUUACCUUGGAUGCACUCGUACUUAUGUUAUUUUGAUACUGUCUGUAAUGUAAUUGGAUGAGUCUUACAGGGAUGAGAGAUUGUCAUGUCUUUUAGUGUACUAAAUACUUUCAGGUCUACUUAUUGCUGACCUGCAUUUCCCUUAAACCUCUGCUAAAUAUGAAUUCAUCAAACAUACAUUGAAAAUAAUGUAAAUACAAGAAUUGGCUGAAAACUCUCAGCCACUGUUUGGUUCAUGCAAAGUCUGCAUCAGGCGAUGAUAAUUCAGGGGUAACUUCAUAUUUUUUCUCCUACCUUUUCUAAAAUUAAUUAUUUGUAUAAUACAUAAACCAAAGAGUAGUCCACUUCAUCCAAGAGAGCCUUUUCUUUAAAGGAACACUAUAGGGUCAGUAACACAAACCUGUACUAUAGUGUUAAAAGCACCAUCUAGUCCUCCUUGGCCCCCUCCCUAAAUAUACUAAAAUCUUACUUUUAUUCAAGUCUGCAGCAGCUGCCACUGUCCUGUCUGCUGACAUUAUCAGAAGUGGCGGUCUGAGCCUAUCAUAGUUCUUCCCCAUAGGAUUUCCUCAUGUCAAGGAGGCAGAGCACAAGUCAAACACAGCCCUGACCAAUCAGCAUCUUCUCAUAGAGAUUAAUUGAAUCAAUGCAUCUCUAUAAGGAAAGUUCAGUGUCUGCAUGUAGAUGGUGGAGACACGGAUUGGCAGUGCUGCUCACUGUGCAGGAAGCACCUCUACUAGCCAUCUGAGGAGUGGCCAGUGGAGUUAUCACUAGGCUGUAAUGUAAACACUGCAAUUUCUCUGAAAAGACCGUUUUUAGUGCAGAAAGCUUUAAGGGAAUGAUUAUACUCACCAUAACAAAUAAAAUAAGCUGUAGUUGUUCUGGUGACUAUAGUGUCCCUUUAAUUCGGAUGAAAAAAUGCUCUAGAAAGAAAUUUACAGUAAGAUGAUUAGAGUAGCAACUUUUUAUAUAGUUUCCUUAUUUUUUCAUUUCGUAUUCUUUUAGUAAUAUUAAUAUUACUAGCAUUUAUAAAGUGCUGACAGCGAUGUACAAUCAGGAAAAUAGGCAGUACGUUAUAGACAAACAAAUACAAAAGGAAUAGAGGACCCUGCCCAUGAAGUUAGAUUUAGUAUUAACAGCCUCGUUUUAAAAAGUACUAAAUUAAAUGGCUUGUUUUGGCUAUGAAGGGAACUUGAGACCAGAGGUUUAAAGGUAAUGGGUAGAUAACCUUACAGCACUUGCACAGACUGCUAAGAUGGGAUGUAGUAGGCCAUAAUGAGUGUGCACUGUUAAUCCGGCUGCUUUUCCAUGUUUAGCUACCUGGCAUAUCGAAACUUCAUGAUUGACACCUACCGACUCAACCCUCAGGAAUACCUCACUUCUACAGCAUGUCGUCGUAACUUGGCAGGAGAUGUCUGUGCUAUCAUGAGGUGCGGGGAACAUGGGAACUUCAACUCAAAGGACUAAAAGGCAAUGACCAAAAUGGGCCAAGGCAGAGAUGCUAUGUGAAAAUACCGGCUAGCUUUGGGGAAAGGCCAUGCAUGUGGAUAAGUGAGAGCUGUAUAAUAUUUAUGUAAAGAGCAGAGUAUGGUUUCCCAGCUGUUGUGUUCUGCUUGCUGCAGGGUACAUGCCUUCCUGGAACAAUGGGGUCUCAUUAACUACCAAGUGGAUGCUGAGAGUCGUCCAACCCCUAUGGGGCCGCCUCCUACAUCACAUUUCCAUGUGUUAGCUGAUACUCCUUCAGGACUGGUUCCAUUGCAGCCCAAAACACCACAGGUAGACUGGUUUUGAAAUUGUCUCUUUCACUUUUUUUUUUUUUUUCACUUUGAUUUAUCUGGCACUUAAUUUGCAGCUUCAUCACUUUUAAAACAUGACUUGUCACUGCCAUUGCUACUCUAGGUUGUGUUUUUUACAAAUGUAAUUGUACUGUUUUGUUGGUGUUCCAUAAUAACUUUCGCCCUUUCAACCUUUAUUUUAUUUGUUUUUGUCUGUUUUGUGGCAUAUUUUGUCUAGAAUCUUUUUUUUUUUUUUGCCCUUCAUCCACAUCAAAUCCUCUUUAUUAAAUAUUUCCUGUUCUUUCCCUUUAGACAUCUGCUUCCCAACAAAUGCUGAAUUUUCCUGAUAAAGGUAAAGAAAAACCCAGUGACCUUCAAAAUUUUGGCUUACGAACAGAUAUGUACAGCAAGAAAAACACAACAUCCAAGGUAUAUUCUUGUAACCUUUUUGUAAUGUUAUGUGUUUAGUGUCCUGCUGUCUUAUGCCAAUGUUGAUGUGUGAGAAUAUUACUGGCAGAGGGCACACUUUCAUACUUAGUCACUUACUUGUGAAUUGACAGAAAUAUAUUGUGAAUUCAAAGUGAAUUUCAAAUUGUAGACCAAAAUACAUUAAUUGAAAGCAUGGCCUAUUCAGCUUUUUUUUAGCCUAAAAUUUAAAAUCUGCUGUGAUUUCACUAUGGCAUGACAACACUUCACACUUUUAGUGAAGAACUAUGUCUGCAGGCUGCUUUGACACUUCUACAAUCUGUUUUAUCUUUGUAUUUUAGUGGGGUAUCUAUUUCAGGUUGUUUCAAAAUGUUAGAUGUCAGGACUUUGUGACAUGAUAGCAGAUUUCUGCCAUCUGCAAAGUUAAAUGAAGGGAAUACAGGAGGAGUCUAUUUAUUUCUGGUAGCUGUGUCUUAUUAAAUUUAAUUUAUUUUGGUAAAUAAUGUUAUGUUAAAAAAUAAAAUCAUGACAUAGCCACAUUCUUAAACAGUGUGGUAACAGCUGAUUGUAAAUAUUUGGUUUAAGUUUCACAAAGUGUGUAUUUAUAAUAGAAUUAAUCAAUAAACAGCCUUUUUUAUUGAAAGGCCACAUUUUUAUUUAUACACUAAUUCUCCUUUAUUAUACUGCCCCAUUGUCUGUUAACUUCUAUAUUCUCUAUAGAAAUCUUGACACUUUUCCCAUCUAACUGUAUGCCAGUAUACCAAUCAAUGUCAUAUUAUGUGACAUGUUUUAUAAUUCCGUAUUUCUCUCAUAGAGUAAAGCUGCUGCAAGUGCCACACGUGAAUGGACAGAACAGGAGACACUAUUGCUGCUUGAGGUAAGUGGAUAUAAAUCACUGCUUUCCAUAGAUAUUGUAUACUGUAUAUCUGUGUUUAUGAACACUGAAUGGUUUGUUAUUGCCUCAUACCUUCUCAGGCACUAGAAAUGUACAAAGACGACUGGAAUAAGGUGUCUGAACACGUAGGGAGCCGCACACAGGACGAGUGCAUCCUUCAUUUCUUGCGUUUGCCAAUUGAGGACCCCUAUCUGGAGGACUCUGAGGCCUCACUUGGACCUCUAGCCUUUCAGCCCAUACCCUUCAGCCAGUCAGGCAACCCUGUGAUGAGCACUGUAGCCUUCCUUGCGUCUGUGGUAGACCCCCGUGUAGCAUCUGCUGCAGCCAAAUCAGCUUUAGGUAUAUUAUCUCUCUCUCUCAUGUUUGUUAAAAAAAACAAAAAAACUCACAUUACCCUGUGUAAUUGAACUUUGACUUUUUUUUAGUUUCUCAUUAACAAUCUGUGCAUACAAAAAAUAACUAUCCUCCUGUGUAUGUGUUUAAGAAAUAACUUGGGUUACAUUGGAGUGUGACAUUCUCAUAAAUUAAUAUUUUAGAGUUUUUCUACCGCCUUUUGUAGAUGAAUUUUCUAAGAUGAAGGAGGAAGUUCCUACAGCACUGGUGGAAGCUCACGUGCGGAAGGUGGAGGAUGCAGCUAAAAUAACUGGCAAACCCGACCCCAGCUAUGGACUGGAGAGCAGUGGCAUCGCUGGAACUACAUUUGAAGAUAAUGAGAAGAUAGGUGAGCUGCAGUAUGGAAACAUAGCUACUAAACUAUAAAUCAAAAUAUCACUUUCGGUCUUGCUUUAUCAUGGGUGGGUUAGCUAAUUUAAUAAUCCCAAGAUUAAGCAAUGCGUGAGCCAAAUGUGCUCUUCUUACUCUUUUUUUUUUUUUCUCAUUUUUUUGUAAUUGGAUUUCAGUUUAGCUGAUCUUCCUUCAUGGAGAUGGAGUGCAGCUCUACCAAAGGAUGGGAGGUUCUGUCUGUUAGUUUGCACUUUAGUAUUUUAUACAUGAUUUGUUAGUCUCUGCUGUUUAACCCCUUAAGGACACAUGACAUGUGUGACAUGUCAUGAUUCCCUUUUAUUCCAGAAGUUUGGUCCUUAAGGGCUUAAAGCACUAGGUUGCCAUGAACACAAACUAUCAUGGAUUGUUUGUAUGUACUUCCAGCAUUUAAUAAAAAUGUACGAUUUUCGUAAUGAUUACAAAUUUAGUAGCCAGAGAGCUUAAUCAUGGCACUUCAGAUACUUUUUUACUAUUUUUCCCAUAAUCUUUCAAAGGUGGCUUUGUGUAAGAAACAUCUGGGGUGCUAAGGUUAAUAAAUAUAUUGACAUAGUUUACAUGUGAGUAAUGAUUGUUUCUAUGUAUUUAUUGAUACCCUCUACAGAUUGUCCCAAAAGGAACACCCAUGAACCCCAUGGUAGGGAAUACUCAAGCUGUUUCCUCUAUUAUACCCAAGACACCUUACAUCUUUUCAAAAGGAAUCUGUUAGGCGAAAAACAUGUAUUUCAACAGCCCUUCAGCUCGAGAAUGGAAGUUCAAUAGAGAUAAGGCCUUAUUUAAAAAAAAUUUAAUGUCUGAUAAAUUCUCAUAUUUUGCUAAAGGGUAAGAUCAUUUAUGUCAAGUCUCACAAUAUGAGCAGGCCAUGUGUGCCUUUUAGUGAGCAGUUUAUAGUAGUUGGUAAAAAAAAAAAAAAAAAGAAAGAAAAAAAAACAAUAUCAGUGAGAGCCUAGUUUGUAGUCUUUAUCACCAGUUUUUGUCGUUGCUUUGGAAAUCAACAGUGAUUGAAGUAGGAUUAAGAAAUUACAAAACAAAUUGUGUUGUUAGAUCCCCAGAGUGUUUAUUCACAUAGUGUACUAGUUUUCUAGCAUCUUUGCAAAUGUAGGUGUGCAUGAUUGUUCCAGUGGUUAAUCAAUGGACGGAUGAACAGUAAAGCUACAAUGCAGAUAGUACAUAUCACUCCCUGUUUCCUUAUAAAAUAUUUAUAACAACAUUCAAUGUACCCUCUUCUAGAGGAAAGCAGUACAGAAGAGCCACCAUCAGAAACACAGAGCACAGAAGACAAGAAAGAACCCAAGGUACAUUUUUUCUUUUAAAUAAUUUUUUUAUUGAGAGUGUCAAAUAGAAAUGCAAAACAUACAUUGGAUAACAAUAAGUAGUUUCAAGUAUUAUUGAAAUAGGCAUUUGAGAAUUGCAAAGUACAUAAAAUUACAUUCUCUUUUUUCUGUGACAUUAUACCAAAAAAUAUCUAAACUAAACAGAAACAUGCCUGCCAGUUCCCACAUCCCCAUCCCUCCCCCACUACCUAACCAAUAAAAUAUUAGUGGUAAUGGUAAAAGCAAAAGCAUACGCAUUUCAUGGCCUUGUUCAAGGUCAGAUUUGAAUUUAGAUGUACGAUCCCAUGAACUUACAUUGGAGCUAUAGCAGUGAUAAUAAGGUUAUUGAUAUAUUAAGUAGGCAGAGUAGGGAGAUGUGGAGAUAAUAGGGAGAAAUUACUCCACUGUCAGCCACGUCUCCUCCCCCACAUUCAAUUGUAGUGACGUCAAGAAUGUCAGAUAGUAUGAUGGAGAUCGGACAUAUAUAUAACUGGUAGGAGGGAUAGAGCAGGUCCACAAUUGCAGAACUAGUCGGGCCCCAAGGUCCAUUUUGCGACAGUGACCCGGGAUUUGGCAUUGCUGUUCUAGUAAACAUUCUUAUGCUUUUAUUGUCCUGUUUACUAGGAGGCACAUCUUCCAAAACAAAAGAGAAGUGAAAAUACAUAGAUUCCUCUUGCUCUUAAGUCACUGUCUGGUUUUACCUAGGUUUGCACAUUUGGUACUCCAGCUGUUGUGAAAUAUGUUUCCUGUGAUGCUCAUCACAGUCCAUAACAUCUGGGGAGCAAAAGUUUGCUAAUUUUAAUUUAUAGUAAAUCCGUAGAGCAUCUUGGAGUUUUAGCCUAAAACAUCACUACUGUAAAUUGAGCAAUGCACACUGUUGCUUAAUGUUUCAGGACUCCCCAGGUGAAGCCAUCCCUGACGAUGAGGGGAAGGAACGGACAAGUGAGGUAUCAAAGAAGGAUGAUGAGAAAAGCAAAGAUAACGAUACAGACAAAGAAUCCGAAAAAAGUGAUGUUGAUAUGGGUAGGUUAGCAAUUAACAUUCAGAUCUUCUGCCUGAAAGCAAAAUAUCUAGAUAGUCAGAAUUUCAAAUUCACACUUACAGGGAUUGCAGUCUUUUUAAUUUACAUUAAACUUAUUUAAAUUGUCAUAAAUUAAUCCCUUAAGGACCGAAGCAAUUGUCCAACUUCUGAACCAUAACAAAACCUGGAAAUGUUUGUUCCACUGUAAUUUAAAGGGUUUUCUUUACAUGUACCCAUAUAUAUUAUAUAUUGGAGGUUUUGUAGUCAUUGUUUUUAACCCCCUUAAGGACAAGUUUGAUUUGUGUUUCACUUAAGGACCAAAGCAAUGUUUGCUCUGUUUGUGUUCAACUGCAAUUUCAAUCUUUCACAUUUAAAGCACCAACACAUAUUGUAUACCAUUUCUUAAAGGACAAAAAGGCUUUGAUUUCAGUUUAUUUUGUUAAUUACAGGUCACAAAAUACAAGGAGUAAAUUAAAAUUUCAAUGUGGAGUGAUUUUAGUCUAAUAGUCAUCACAAAAAACAAAAUUGCCACACAAAGUCUAUCUUUUUAUAAAGUAGACAUCAUAAUACCUACAGGUAUUUUGACACUUAUUACGUAGCCACGUCAAUGCCAAUCUCUGCUAAAUAUUGUAGUAAAAUUUAGUUGUUUUUUUUCUUCACAUUUUUAACAUACACACCCAGAUGCGUAACUAGAAACCACAGGUCCCCAGUACAGAAAUUGACCUGGGGCCCCCCAUGCGUCUACCCCCAGCAUACAUGCAAAUAUACACACACACAUACAUACACGGACAUAACACUCAUACAUACACACAUACAGAAAAACAUUCAUACAGACAAACAUAGAUACAAACAAACACAUUUAUUUACAAAAAUUUUAAGUCUCCCUCCUGUUUCCUACCUUUUUAGGGUGACUUUCCCUGGGGUCCAGUGGCUCACGCUGAUGGGGUCCACUCUGACUCCCUCCUCCUGUGCGGCUCCCGGUGGUUGCUGGGAGGAGUGACCGGGGCAGUCACUUCCUACCGGCGUGGCAGCGUCCAACAUCAUCACAGGGGACCCAGUCACGCUGUUAAAGCGCAACGCUGACCGGGCCACCUGGAAAUUCAUUUCCAUCGGGUGGCCAUAACAGUAUGGGCCACCCGAUGGACCCCUUAAUCUGGCCCUGGCAGUUACACUGUGCGGGCUGGGGCCGUAACAUAUGAAGGCGGGUACCCGGUUGCAGGCGUUUGCAGGACGGCCGGGCCCCUGGAGUGGCGGGUCCGGUCGCAGCUAAGACCGCGGUAGUUCCGCCACUGUAUAUGCUUUGUUUCAUAAUUAUUUUGUAAACCUGAUGUGCUACUACUGUACAAAACCCCGUAUUGUGUUCCUCUGCAUCUUCUGAGUACAAUACCUCCAUUAUUUUGCCACACGGGCGCAUUAGCUUUCCAAUGUUUUCCUAUGGGAAAGCAUUGGAUUGGCUGAGAUUGUCAAUUCUGAUUAUCUCAGCCAAUGAGGCAGAUCGCAGGCAAUCUAUUAAGACACUGAGAGCCUCCCAAACACCAGAUUCAGUGAGAGAAUCACUGUAGCUGAGAUUGAUUACCAGUUGCUGUGUCCUCUAUGGAUUUAUAGGGCUCUAUGCAGCUUAUAAAAAAAAUUCUGGGUCCACUAAAAAUAGCCACAGCUCACAGAAGGUUUAACCCUGCUUACACUACUAUUUAAAUCCCCAUUGAACUGUGUGCUGAACUCACUCUCAUGCAGCUCACCUGUCAGUCUUGGGCUUCUAAAAAUGGCCUCAGCUGACAGAGAUGAGCUCUAGAUAUCUAUUGUUAGCUGGGUUUACUGGUGUGAGCAGGGAUUUAACCAUGUUCACACUGCAUUGUAAAAAUGGAGAUUUAAAUUCCUGAUUGCAGUUUACUUUGAGCUCUGCAAACAGUGCAUAGGUCAGUCUAGGGCCACUCAUUCUGGCCCCAGCUGAAAGAGAGGACCCUGGGUAUUAAGAUAAAUUAGGUUCCUUGGUAGUAGCAGAAUUUUAACCCCUACUGGUACUUUUACUGCAUGAUGGUCUAUGCCAUUACUGGGCAUUAAAGCCCUGCCCUGCGUGACGACAUAGACAGACAUGUGGUCUUUAAGUGGUUAAGGACAAAAAGAGCUUUCUAAUAUCCUACUCGUAUGAAUACAAUGGAAAAGAGAAAAAGCCCUGCAUACAGCCCAUCAGUCAGUCUGGGGUCACUAAAUAUGCAAAUGUAUUUGUCUUCUUUGGUAGUGCACAUAGUCCAGCUAUGAAUGAAUAGAGCUUUUUAGCCUAUUAACUCCCAGUCUGAACUGGAUAAUUGGUGAAGGUUUAAAUUUGUGUAUGUCAAAAUUUCUGUUGCAUCAUCAGCACAUACCAGAUAGACUACUGGUCUUCUUCCGCUAACAGUGGUAUGUAGAACUCGGUAGUUGAUACGUUUUUAAAGAAAAGUUGACCAACAUUCGGUCCACGAUUCUGUUACUAGGUUAGUGGAAUUUGUAACAACUACAUUGGAUAUUAAAAUACUAAUAAAAUCUGCAAAUUACAGACAUCCCAAAACUGUACUUAUUACCAGGCUUGAUGUUUAUCCUUGUCUAACUACAGGUUGGUAAGUGAGUGAGUAAAGUGGCAGACCCAAGGACUACUGUAUUCCCAUGGGCUUCUCCUGAUGCACUAAUUAACUAGCUUACUGGUAUAAAGAGACCUAUCAGCAGUCUUGUAUACAAAGGCAAAAAAAAGACACAAUCCAAUAUAUAUAUAUAUAUAUAUAUAUGCAUAAUAUGUAUUUGCAAUAUCCCUUACCAGUGUCUUCUAAUGAGUUACGUGUAAGACUUGUUUCUUGCAUAUAUUUAUAAACUCUAUUUUGUUAACACUCAGAAAAUAUACUAAUCAUCUUUUAGUACUACCCCUGAUUUCCAUGCUGUCUGAGUCUCAUUUUAGACAUUUGCCUACAACAGGACUUUGUACAUGACUCCUUAUGUAUUAUAUUAUUAUAUCACAGGUGAUGGUGAAAAGGUCCAGGAUAAUAAAGAAGCAUCUGAGGAGACUGAUAAGGAAGAAAUUGAUGGGAAGAAUAAGGUGGAAAGAGAUAUUGGAGAGGGCAAUUUGUCUACGGCUGCUGCUGCCGCCUUGGCUGCUGCAGCAGUUAAAGCAAAGGUGAAAAAGUUUCUCAUUAUAUUUUGCCGAAUAGUUCUCAUAUAUCUCAUUAACCUCUAAUAUAUUUUGAGUAUAAAAAUGUACUUUAUAUGUAUGUGAGGCUGUGUUGUAUUUCUUCACAAUUUGUGUCUUCUGUGAAAUAUAGGCCCAUUGCAAUAGCAAGUAGUAUGAUAAAAGUAGUGUAAUACUGGAUCUAGUGUUGCUGAGGUCAAUCAGAAAAUACUGUCACUUUUGAUUGUUAGGAAUGUAAAUAAAUGAAUAAAGCAACCAACAUCAUUAAUCUGUAUCUAUAGUUCUUGUUAUUACUUAAGUGGUUGUAUGUUCCUCUCUAGCAUCUUGCUGCAGUGGAGGAGCGCAAGAUAAAGUCCCUCGUAGCUCUUCUGGUGGAAACUCAGAUGAAGAAGUUAGAAAUCAAACUUAGACACUUUGAAGAGUUGGAAACCAUCAUGGACAGAGAGAGGGAGGCGGUGAGUGUGUGUUGUAAAAUGUGUUGAAGUAUACCUGUAAGGUACCUGUAAUGCUAAAAUCAAUGUGGUCGCUUUUUUUUUUUUUCUAGCUGGAGUACCAGCGGCAGCAGCUUUUGGCUGAUCGGCAGAACUUCCACAUGGAGCAGAUGAAAUACGCAGAGUUGAGAGCCCGUCAACAACAUUUCCAACACAUUCAAAAUCAACACCAGCAGCAGCACCAGACUCCUCCAGGAAGUCAACCUGUACCACCCGCUGCUCAUUCCAUCCCAGUGCCACAGCAGUCUCUGACGCCAGCUCCAGUAAGCGCCACCAGCAGUACGGAAGCACUUGGUCAACCCACGCCACCCUCUGCACAGCCACCAGUAAACAGUCAACAACAGGGAGCAACACAGCCAAGCCCGGCACAUGGUGAGUCCAUUGCAAACCAUAAAUGGGUAAAAGAGUAAAGGGUAGAAUAAUUAGAAGACAGGCAUUUCUAUUCAAAGAGUCAAAGAAAGCUUCAUACAUAUAGAAUGGUUUACAUUUUAUCUACAACUAACCUUUUGUCAUUUGUGUGAGUCUUGUGUUACUGAAAAUUCCAAAUGUGUUUUCAAAUAAUUUGUUGAUUAAAUAUUUUAAUCGUUAGAUUUUCCCAUGCCAAGGAAAGGAAUUUGAAGACUUCUUGGCCAAUGUUUAUUACUGCUUUGGAAGUCUUUGGUCACUGAUGACUAUUCUUCUCUUGUACAAUUCAUUCUUCUGCCAAGAUUUUGUCCUUCAGCUAAUGAACAUUGAAUUAUUUAUUCCACUUCUAUAAAUGAUGCAUGCAUUAAUUUGUGAGCCAUGCAUACAUGUAAUACAAUCAGCUUCUCAGCUUCAUCUGUCUGGAAAAUGCAACAAACAAAGUCUAGAAGAAAGGCAAUGGCGUGGAACACUGUAAACAAACCUGACUGCUUAGAAUUCACUGUUAUCUGGAAUGGUGGUUAUCAUUGAUUCUAUUGUUAAUUUAAUGUUGCUUUACAUUACUUUGUAGGAACAUGUCAAGCAACAUAACCACUACAGCUGUAGUGAUUAUGGUACCAGGAGAACCCUGGUGCCUGCCAAUGUAAGGAGUCAAACUGUUUUGCUAAUGGUUUGCCAACUUACCAGCGGUCCAGGCCCGUCCAGUGCCAGUCCCCUCCUUUAUGGGCAUGUGGGGUGUCAAAUCACCAACUACAGUGUGUUGUAGUGGUUAUAGUGCUCGGAGUGUAUUUCUAAUGCUGUAGUGUUACUUUACCUAACGUAUUAGGUUUCACACCCCCACUGUCCCAACAUGCAAAGGGUUAAAAACCCUAUUUUUACUCACAUUAAUUUCAGCGCUGAGGCUACCUUGGCACUGGCUUGGUCUCCUCCUCCUAUGACAUCCCAUCCUACUGGGAUCUAAUUUGCGGUGCUUGCCACUUGCACAUUAAAACUUCCCAAUAGGAAAGCAUUGAAUUAGCUCUUUCCCAUAGGGAAUUUAAAGAUAUUAGACGUCCUCAGGCAAAGCGUGAGGAUGUCCUACAUUGCUUCACAGAGUAAAACGCAGUUAGCAUAUGUUUUACAUUGUAGGGUUAAAUAGACAGGAGCUAUGCACUCAAAACACUUCAAUGAGAAGAAGUGGUCUGGGUGCCUAUAGUGUCCCUUUAAUUACAUUUAGUUGAACUAGCGUUUUCUUUCAGCAGCAAAAAAGUAGUUUUUAUACUAGUACCAUAUAUAUAUUUAUUUUACUAGUAGUUUUAAUAGAUUUUAAUUUCAGCCAUGGCAAAUUCCACCCAAGAGGCAUAUUUGUAUAUAUUUACAACUAGGUACUGAUCUAGAUGAUGCAUCAUGUUUACAUUGGUAUGUAGUGUCUGUAGAAGAAUAUGUUACCUAACAUUGCAUCAGUGGGUUUGGAAAUUCACACUAGUAUUAAACAAUCACUUAAUUCUUGAGAAAUUAAGUUUUCUUUUAUAAAAUAUGCUGUUAGGUUAGCAUGAAGUGUUUGUGGGGUUUUUUAUGCGUUUGUCUCACUUUCUUUUCUGUAGGUUCAAGUACAUAUACAGGACAAAUGCCUCCUAACCCACUGAUCCCAUCAGCAGUAUCAGUUCCUGCCCAGCCACCGGUGCCUGGUAAUCCUCACCCCAGCAUGCCUCAGCCUGUUCCAUUUAAUUUGGGUAGUGACUUAGUUGACUCCAUUCAUCAAAACCCGCAAACUAACCCCUUUACCACUCACCAACCUAUGCAUGGAACAUUCCCCCCUGCAGCAUGUCGGGUCAGUGGGCCUCCUCCACCCCCUCAUAACCCUGCCAUUGCUGUGUCCUCAACGCCUCCUAACUUGCCGUCCUCCCUGAGUUCAGCUGCCACUCACAGCCCUGCCAUCGUAGCCGCAAUGCAGGGAGGGGCUGCCAUCACCACCAGUCCAGUGCCAGGUGAGCUCAUCACAAGGUGAAGGGGACGGGUCAAUGGUUUAACAAGGGAAUGCAUGAACAGACAUAAAUUAAAUUCUGUAUAUGGUAAAGACUACGUGCUUUUUCACUUUGAUGGUUAUUUAAAAAUGUAAGACAUUUAGUUUACAUUAUAGUUUGUAACGCCCCUAAAUCUUUUUUUAUUUAUUUUUUUAAAUGCUAUGUGCACUACGGGCCUAGAGAGAUUUCUGUAACUGCAAAUGUUGUGGUUCAGAGGAUACUUCUGUCUUACAGUAAAUAAUUAAAUAAAGGAUUUGUUUUAAAUAAAUUUCCAAGCACUAAAAAUACUUCAGUAUAAUACUACAUGUUCUUGAACCAGUGAUGCAGAAUUUUUUAUACUUGAAGUUAUUUAAAGCAAUCUUGUCAUGUUUUUUUGUUUAGUUUUUUUUUGUUAACGAUUACACCACCCCGUCCGUUGUUUCUUGCCUCUAUUUGUUUUUUUGUUUUUGUUUUUUGUGUGCUGGAUCUUAAUAUCUGGGUGCAGCCAUUUUGUUCUGCCAAAGUUGUCUACUGUUUGCCCUUUAAUAUUUUUUUACUUUACUGAUACCUUGAGGAUAUAUUUGAUUGGCAACUUAGAAAGAACCUUAAACUCCUCCUGUUGUACAUAAGGACAAGUAAUCCCUUUUUCCCUAUGUAUUUUAUGAAAAAAGAGAUUCCAACACAGGGAGCUGUACAGAAGCAAAUUAGGUAAAGUGUUUGGUGUCAGCCACUUUAACACUGUAAAUGCAGGCUUUCCUUCAGAAUUUUUACUACUUUACAUCAAUUCCUGUUUCAUUGUUGUAGGAUGAUGUACUCUACCCAACACAAUUGUGCCAGACUUACACAGUUGCUGGGAUUGGUGGACUUUGUAACAAAUUUGACAACUCCAGUGCAUUGAUAAUGCUGAUUGUUUAUUUUAAUUAGAAACUAGUAAAAAAAAUUAUCCAUGCCAUUUCUUAAAUAAAGUAGCACACACACAUAAAAAAGAAAGACCAGCAUUAUCAGCUAUAUUUAUACACUUAAAUCAAUUAAAUGUACUAAUUAAAAAAAAAAAAAAAAGCUAACAAUUAAUCUGAAGUGGCUUAAUUGGAAAGAUUCUCCCACUUUCACAAAUUUGCUGUUUUGGUCUGACAUUUUCCAAUGUUGCUGUGUUUUUACUUUUUAGCGAAUAAACCUUCAUAGUACCUUUCUAAUCAAAGUACAUCAGCCCAUAAAUGAUGGUUGUCACCUUUUGUAAUUUCAAUCUAAAAAAAGGUUUCAAAAUAAACGGUUAAAGUACAAUUAAUUAGCAUAUAGAAACCACCCUUAGUCGUAGUGAGAAAAAAUUAGUAGCCUUGAUUUAUAAAAUAAAAAAAUGUUAUAGCAGUUUAGGAGCUAUCUUUAUAAUCUGGGACUGUUAGAUGUUUAUAUUCAAACAAUUGUUUAAAUUCUGAUUAUUAACAUAACAGAGUUGCUUUAAUCCAGAUGCUUAAACAAAGGAUAUGCCUGGCGUUUUCUAUUAUGUCACACGGGGGAGCUAUAAGCACAAACUUUGUCUCCCUUGUAACUAUCAUCCCUUUCUCCAGCCCCUAUCCUCCCCCCUCUCCUUCCUUCAAAGUCUUUCCUUCUGUCUCCUAUUAUUACCGUGUUUGGUUGGUUUCUGGCUGAAAUGAUUUGGAGUCAACAUAUAAACAUGUGCUGUUUCCUUGUAUGCACUGCCUCCUCUUCCUCCCCUCUGCUCUCACAGACAGUUCUCAUUUUUUGUAUCCAAAAAAAUCAAGGAAAUUAUUGCAAGUGCUACAUUUGCAUUGAUUAGUAACUUUAAGUAGGAAAUCACUUGGCAGUUAUUAAAAAACAUUGCACAUAUAUGAUGGAAAAACAAAUAUACUGAGUAUAGAGUAAAGGAUUCAAUCUAUGUAUAGUAUUCCUGGAAUACAGACCCAACGAUGGCUUGUUUGCAGACAUGCUCUUAUUUGGUGGUAAAUGCAAGCCUUUCCCUGAACUACUUUGGCAUUCUGAUAAUCCUCGCCUUGACAGAAUUAACAUUGAUGGAACCACCACAAUGUGUACCUGAGACUCGGCAGGUGUGCACCCCACUACUACACUGUGCUGGUGUGGUACUUAUUUUGGAAAACUGGUGAAAUAUUAAAUCUCACAAUGGUCUAUUGAAAAUAGAACAUUAAAAAAGGUGUCAGAUAAUGAGAAAUCAACUCAUAGUGUACAUAACCUGAGCUUGCUUUUGUUGAAUCCGUGAAGAGAAUAUCCAAAUUUGGGAUGGUUCCAUUUCCCUCUCUUUAUAAUUAAUAAAUAUAUGAUUUUCUAAACUCCAUGAUGGCUUAAUUGGUUGAAAAGAUUAAUCUUUGUUUGUUAAUGCAACAGUGGAAGAGGAAAAGCUGUAAAUCGCAAAUGUAUAUAGAAAACACAGGUGAAAUAUCAUAGAGCGGUACAUACUGUUGUGCUCUAGUGACAACCAAGUUAGAAGACUACAAAGAACUUGGGAGUUCAACUGGCUGUUUUUUAAGCUUGUUUGAGUAUGGUCUUAAUCAACCUAUUGUUCCUGUAACAUUUGGUAAUUGUCUCAUUUAUUGUUAAAUUUACCCCUUUUCUAAUAUUGUAAAGCGCUGCAAAAAUACCCCCCAAAAAUUAUAAUAAUAUUUGUGCCUUUAGGAGUACACUUUAUGACCUUUGUUGUGAUUUGUACAUACAAGAACUGCAGCUAUUAUUUUACACUGACUAUCACUAAGGAAGAUUGCUACUCAUUUUCAACACCACUAUUACAGCUGUUAGAAUAACAUAGCAUAUGCUGCUUGCCUUUUAUAAAUAGUUAGUUUGAGAAGAUGCUAUAUUUUUCCUAGCAGAUCCAAUAGAGCUGAACUUGGGCUCUGCACAAUGUGAGUGGCAAUUUGAUGUCCCCAUGAUACUUCGUCUGUUAUACUGGUUACACUGUCUUUUAUUUUUAUGCUAUGUCAUUUUAUGAGAUUUAAGAAAAUCUGUCACAAUAUUUAUUAUUUUUACUUAUGAAUUCCUUUUUUUUUUUUUUUUUUUAAAGUAUGUUUCUUGUUUUCCUUCCACCGCAUUCAUGUUUUUGUUUUGUUUCAUACUUUUUUGUGCAUACACGAUCCUGUAAUUUCCUUUCUAUAUUAUAAUCCCCAGCCUUUUUACCAGAUCUCUAUUGUCCCAUUUUCUUUACCAACUUCCUAGAUUACUUUACUAACAUAAUUUUAGUUUAGUAAUAGUUUAUAUUGCACGUGCUCAUUUCUAAUAAAGGGAAAUCUUGCAAAAUCUAUCGUUUAUUAUUGAGCAUCAAUUUACACGUUCUGCUUUUCCUCUUUUCUUUUUUUGUUACAGAUACUGGAACUCUGCCUCCAGAAAAUAUUGGAAACUCAGUUACCCCUGCCCAACCAUAG
This is a messenger RNA of Pelobates cultripes (western spadefoot toad), 58311 nucleotides long. The record is from the annotation of a GenBank genome assembly. Lineage: Eukaryota; Metazoa; Chordata; Amphibia; Anura; Pelobatidae.